Molecule: messenger RNA, 46762 nt
Organism: Lymnaea stagnalis (great pond snail)
Lineage: Eukaryota; Metazoa; Mollusca; Gastropoda; Lymnaeidae
Source: the annotation of a GenBank genome assembly
CUGUUAUAUCAUGGCGGACUUUGGAGAUUCCCAGUUUCAUAUGUCGAGGCUGAGAGAAUUAAAUCAGCAAUACAAAUAAUAUUUAAUUAGCUAAAACAACCAGCCUAAAACCAUUAUGAAAACCUGACACAACAUCUUCUUGUUAUGAGUGAAGUAUUGAAUGUUGAAUAUGUCAAAUCUCCAGAAAAAGAUGCCAAAAGCAACGGCACUGGCAACGCUGGAGAUGGACGAGGAGAUCAGCAAACCCCACCGUCUACAACACGGGCAGUUGAUCGUAGGGGAAGAGGAGAAAGUUCUUAUAUCACAGAAAACAGGCUUAAACAUUCCUCCUCUAGAAGUGAUCUAAGCAUGCGGGAUGACAGAAAUCAUUCUUAUUCUGGAAGAGAAGGACAUAGAAGUGACCAUCGGAGUAAAGAAAAAUCUAGACGAAGCACAAGCAGAGGAGGAACUCCACAGACACAGCCAAACUCAACCAAUAAUACAAAUAGUAUUAGCAACAACAGUGGCAAUAAUCCAAGUUAUAUCUCAAGGGGAAGACGAAAUGAUGAAAUUGAUAGAAGGGGCAAUUCAAAUAACAAUCUUCGAUCAGGGCGGCGUGUUGACGAUGCUCAACGUUCUCGACCACAAGGCCCUCCACAAACAUCAAACUCAGGCUAUGAAAAGAAAGGUAUUUAAAAAAAAAAAAUAGUUCUCCCAAUUUAUAUAUUUCAAACUCAUCUGUUAAUUUUUAAGAUGAGCCUUACCCAUGGAAAGGUAAAUUUUGUUUUUAUUUUGACUAGGCUUAAUUAUUAAUAAAUCGUUAAUACUUAAUUUUUAAUAGAGAAUAAAAUAAUAAUAAUCAAUAUAGGCCCAGCUUACCCUUUUGGCUUGGGACAGAGCAUUUUUGGACUGUCUGUGCCAAGAAGACAGAACCCUAUUCAUAAGACCUGCACUUACUUUCCAAAAAAAUGUAUAAAAAAUUAACUAAUUACUUUAAAAAUAUAAAGCUAUAAGAAUAUAAUAUAUAUAUUCUUGUAUGGAAAUGAAUGAACUAAUACAAUUAUGAAUCAAAUUGAAAUCUCAACAUUUAUACAAAUGGCAUUUCCUGAUUUGCAUAAUCUAUAUAUUUCAGGGUUUUUUUCCACUUAGAUUAUAAUAAACAUGUUUACUUGCAGAAUUUUGUUAAAUUUAAAUUUUAUGAUGUUGAAGCCUAAAUAAGUUUUAACCCAUUUUCAAUGAGAUUCGGUGUGAUAAACUGCACAAAAUAUUCUCCUUGGCUGCUUAUGGCUUUUGACAUAUUUCAAGGUCACAUAAUUUUAAAGCAUUUUUAGGUGUCACUAGGUGAUAUAAAAUAACAGAACACAUUAGUCUAAAGGGACCCGGUUCUGAAUAGCGGUGUACAUGCUAUUCGGAUGUCAUUUGUGGUAGUUUAUUUUAGUUAAACUUAAGAAAUAAGUUUACAAAAAUAUAGUCCAAUCAAUUAUCUUUCAUUUGAUACCAAACUUCGUCUUACAAACCCUACAAUAAUUUUUAAAUAUUUUUUAAUAAACCCAAACUCUCACUUCUCGUAGCCGGGUCAGAAUAGCCGCAUCCUAAAGCUAUACCAUUUCAUUUUCAUAGUCGAAAUAAACAGUCUGAAAUAAUCUGCUGUACUGCUAUUAAAUAGAAAGCUAUCAAAUCAGCAACACUGGUCAAAUUGUCUGAUCAACACUCAGUGUAUCAAAUUGUCUGAUCAACACUCAGUGUAUCACACUGUCAUCAGACCCCUCUAGAUCACUCUUCAAAGUCGACAAUUAGUAUGUGUGUGUUACUGGGUGAUUUGACGCAUUGGGUCACAUUAGUAGUGAGGGGGAUAUGUCAAAUUUGUGAUCGCAAUAGUAGCAAAUGGGUUAACUAUAGACUAAGUAUAAUUAAACUACACCAAAAAUAAAGGUAGGCCAAAAUAAUUUACAAUGAUAGUUUAUCACAUUUGUUUAAAUAACCGACUUGAAAUCAAUAAAUUCAUUGCAGUUGUCGAAGGUAAAGAUGGAAACAAAACCUUCAUUGAGGAUCCACUUAUAAAACUGAUGAAAAGAAUCACCCGAGUAGGCUUUGAACGAGAAAGACGAUUAACUUCUGCACGUCAGUUGAAAGAUUAUCUGCAUGGGCCUGAAGUGAAAACAACUAAAGUAAUUCCUAAUUGUGUGGUUGUGUAUUGUAUUUGUACUGGUUUGAAAUAGCCUUUAUUUUAAAUUAUCCUAUUUUUAGAACUAUAUUUUGAAUUUAUAAUGGUCACUUUAACUUUCAAAUUUUUUUUUUUUAAAGUAUGGCUUAGUCUAAGUACUUGUAUUUAGUAAAUGAAGAUUUAGCUGUUAUGUGUGUGAUUUAAAAUGUUUUUUUUUCUACUUAUACAUUAGACAACAAAUUUUUAGCAUCAAAAAGGGGUACCUGAAGAUAGAUAUUUCAAAAUAUAUAUUUUUGGAGAAGAAUAUCUAUUUGGCUUUUGACCUUAUGCUCAGAUCUUUGAGUCUUCUGAGAAGCAAAACUUAAGUUAAAUUUAAGACAGCUGCACCUGUUUCUUUGUUAAACUUUAAGUUAUUCAAAUCUUUAAUUUUGUAUGCCUGACAUGCACUAGUUAUUUUUUUAAGAACAUUUCCUUUUUUAUUUGUUUUAUGAUUACUGAAUCCCCACUCUAAUUAUUUUACUUUUCUCUUCCGAUUAUUACCAAAACCUAUGAAUUUGCCUAUUUCAGUCCCCCAAGCAGAUUUUUGAUGCAAUUGAAAGUCUGCAAAGUGUUUUAUUUGAAAGGUAACUGAAAGGGUCACAAUUUUAAGGAAGAUAAUAAACAUAAAAAAAGUAUUCAAUGAUAGUUGUUUGUUCAUUUUUUUAGAGUUAAUUAAUAAAAAGUGUAUCAUAUCAAGUGACUUUUCUGAUUUCUCGUUGGCAGCAAGACUGAACUUCUGAGAAAAUGUUAGCAUUUAUGUUACAACUUACCUAUUUUUAUUAAUCACUUCAGAAGUGGUAAAGAGCUCAAACAAGAAGUGGCACUGUGUAUUGGUAUUUUGGGCAGCUAUCUUGGACAAGAGAUACCAGGGUAUUUGUGUUUUCCCCAUAAAUUUGUUUUUAAAAAAAUAUAUUUUAAUUUAAGCUUCAACUAAUAAUUCUUAGAGACGGGUAGACUUGAUAAUAUCUAGAUUUGUAAUACUUGGAGGAGGGCUGCCACUUAAAGUAACCAUUAUUAUGUAACUGGAAUUGAAAAGAUGGAUACUGCUAAAUUACUAGAAUUGUGGUAGUGUAAAUUUUGUUUGACUCACCAGCUAUGUGAAUUGGGCAGGUCGUUUGAACUUUUUAACCUAUUAAAAAUAAACAGCACUGUUUUAUACCGGGCUUUAAAACAGUAGCUAAACUUGGCGGCAUUAAAAAUUUCUCUCUGCUCAAUAUAGCUUUAGUCUUGCUAGUUUAGUUACAGCUGAAAUAAAAUCUGGUUAUUUAAAUUUUUAAAAAUGUAAAUAACAUUGACAUCCAAAAAAAAACUCUACUGAAGUAAAUAACACAAUGAUCAUAUUUUGCAGAUUCUUUGAAUGGGUUUUUACAAAUGUGAAUUCUUCAGACACUGAUGUGAAAGCUUUCGUAUCUUUAGCCCUAUUAGAGGUACAUUUUUGUGUAUAUUCUUUUACACAGAAUAUGUUUUUUAACUAAGUAGUUUCUUUUCUCUAAAACAUCUAUUAAAUUUUAAAAUAGACAGGUUUGAAAAGCAAAAAGCAAAAUUCUUAAGACUAUUCACAGGAUUAAUAAAAAAAAAAAAUCUCUUUGCAAAAUUAUAUUGCGUUAAAAGCUGGAGUAUGAAGUAAAGGCUUCAAUGAAGUAUAGCAAAUAUUUUAAUGAAGACAAAGAUAAUUGAUAGUAAUAUGAAAAUUUAAUUAAAUUACAUUUUUUUCCUAGAUGCUGAAGCAAGAUGAAUCACUGCAAAGAGCCAGAGAUUUCAUGGGGGUCAGUAUAUGAACAAAUAUUUUAAGCCUUUGAUCAAUAAUAAGAUCUGCAAAUUAUUAAAAUGACAAUGGAUUUGAAAAUGGUUAGAUUUAUUUAUUUUUUUAAUGUUUGAACAUAAUACUUUUGUUGAUAGAAAAGUGUAAUCUUUCAGAAUGUAAUGGUCAAUAUUCAGCACAUGCUUGAGUCUGCAAACGCUUCAUAUCUGCUCAUUGUUGUGAUGGACAUCAUUAUUGUAAUUGCAAGAGUUUAUCCCCAUGUAUUUAGCUCUUGCUUUAGAGUAAGUACCUUCAAACUACUAAUACAAUUUAAAUACUCAGCUCUUCCAUAGGCUUUUAAUAUGUACAAUUUCAAAAUACUUGCUUCUUUUAUUGUUUCAAGUUAUUUUCUAUGUUUGUUAAAGUUGAAAUGUACUUGUUUGCUUUUAAGGAAGUAUCUGACAUUGUGAUUGGCUGGCUUAUAGAUCCCACCCAGAACAUGCACCUUAUUGACCACAUGUCUUCAGCCCUUGUACAGCUUCAGCCCUUUUGGAAGUCAGACAUUCAGUUCUCUGUGAUGCUGCUUGGUCAGUUUACAGAGGACCUGGAAAUCAUGUUAGGACAGGUCUGUUUCAUGCAAAACAAAUUAUAGUUAUUUUUUAAAAAUGGUUUCAUGUUAGAUAUAUGUAUUUUGUUGCCUUAAUGAAUUCCAAACUUUUACAGGAUUUGAACCAAGCAAUUCAGGGAUCAAGUGAUACAUCUGUUAAAACUGUAACGGAAAAGAUUACAGCCCUGUUGCGAGUGUUCUACACUGUGGUGCUUAGUCUAGGGGACUCUAUCAGCACUCUUAAAGGUGGACAAAUCAAUGUAGACUUUUUGGCUCAGGUAAAGAGAUUUUCUUAAUUUAAUGUUUACAUAGAUACAUUUUCAAUUUCCUAAAAUAUUGAUAACCCUUUGAUUUGAAAUGUGCAGGUUUUUUUUUUUCAGAAACAUUAAUUUUGAAAGUUUUAUGGCAUCUUUAAAUCAAACAAUUCUUUUUGAGGUUCAAGUAAAUGAUAUUAGGGAUGUUUAAAAGAAUCUUGCCUUACAUCGGUAAAUUGUGAAAAGGUGAACACUUUUAUACUGCUCCUCAAAUAUUCUAAUAUUGAAAAUAUUAUUAUUGUACUUCUAUCAUCACUAGUUACUAAACAAGCUUUUGGGUAGCUUAGGCCCUGCCUUGAAAAAUGGGAGUGCAGAAAGCAUAACAAUCAUUAGUAAGUACUUUUGAAUUCAUUGUUUUUUUCAAUAAUGAUCCUUAAAAUUUUAACAGUAGUCAUUAAAUAGCUGAAAUAUUUGUUUAAAAGAAUAGAAGCACAUGGUCUUGAAUAGUUGUUUUGUUUUUUUAAAUUUAGUGAUGAGUUGGUAAAACGUAAUUGAUAAAAAGUAUACAAUACAAUGUUAAUAUGUGACAUACUCAAUGAUUUGUUUUUUUUUCUAGGCAAUGACAGUGCCAGGUUGUUGCUUCAUCAACUGUCAGCAGAGCAUGCAAUGAGCUGUGGGGAUAUUAUACUACCAUAUAUUAUUUCACAGACCGUUUCAUCAAAAAUAACUUCAGAUCCUGUUGCCGUUUCCGUUUUGCGUUUGUUGAAGAAGGUAUUGAUGUAUAAUUUAGCUUACUGUACCUCCUUGAAAAGAUUAAAAUGGGUCAGCAUUCUGAUAAUGCAUAAGAAAAAAUGUUUGUCAGUUUCUUCAAUUUUUUUCACAGUUUUAUAUACAAAAAUACUAUAACAUAGAUGCCCUGUUUAAUACUGAUCUAGACAUUUCAAUUUUUACCCAGAUUGUAGAGAUUUUCAGCACCCAGCUCCCUGUCUAUUUUCUUGGGCAUCUUCUUGGACCUGGCUCAGCUUUACUGGUUUACAGGUUUUCUCACUGCCCACAGGUAUUACCUUGUGAUCAUUUUAUGCAUUUAGCCCUUUACAGGGCAGAGGUACUUCCUCUUGCAUGUCCUGAACGGGCACCACUUUUCUGUUUUUUAGUAAAAUUUAGGGUUAAGUUACAAAAAAAAUCAAAUCUAAGGUUUUAGUCAACAAAUUUGUGUGAAAUAAAAAGCAAAAUAAAGGAAAAUGAAUGCCGAUUUAUGAUUGUACUCACAUUUUGCCAUUAAUCCUUAUAUAAACACAAAUAUUUGCAAAAGCAACAUAUUGUUUGUGAUUGUGAGUCAUCUAUUUACUAUUUACAAACACUGCAACAAAGUUGAAGUUUGUAAAGUUGAUUUCACUAAUAUUACUAAAUGUCACUUUAAUGUUAAUGUUGUUAAAAUGUAUAUGGUUUAUUGUAAUUUAUUUACAAUCAAUUCGUGCACUUAAAUGUCACUUUAAUGUUAAUGAUUCCAGCGAAAUCUCCGCUAUCACUUGAAUAAUCGGCAAAAUCCAUUUCGACAAAAAAAAAUGUUUAAACCACUAAAACAAAAAAAAAUCGAUUAAAUACUUGUAACUGGCGCCUACUCUAUUUAGCUAUCGGAAAAAAUGGGUGUAAACAAUAGGAAGUCUCGGAAAGCCUCGGAGGUCACGAGAAAACAACACUAAGUUGUCACGGACGCUUUGGGGCAUUUUGCCCUUUAAGUGGUAAAGACGUUUUCGGCCGCUCUGCCCCGUAAAGGGUUAAACAACUUGUGACUUUGAAACUUGUUUGAAUUAUUGUUUAUUUUUAGUAUUAAAAAAAUAAAUAAGAUUAGGUACCACAAAAGAUUAAGUUGUGAAAUAUUUCAUUACAAUAAACCAUAUACAUUUUAACAUUAACGGUUAUGAUAAAACUUUGAGAUUCCAGGAGACAUUUUAUAAAGUUUCUUUAAAUUAUUUAGUCUUUUUAUUGUGUUUUCAAAUUUUAAAUAUUUUGUAUCAGGUGCUCACAGAAAUGAUGGCGGUUUAUCAUUCACUUUUGGCCUUGAAAAGUGUACCUCUUCUUGAGGAAGCAUACAGGUAUGACAUAAUGUUAUUUAUGUUUCUAAAGGAAAAAAAAUCUUCAGGUUUUAAAAAAAAAAUAAUAAAAAUCAUAUUAUUUAUAUUUGUAUUUCUGAACAGACUGGUACUGAGUGACUUAGAAGUUGGAUUCAACAUAUUGCUUCAUCAAGGCCAACAGAAACCUUUGCAGCUAGUUACAGGGGAAAACCCUUUUAGGGCAAGUCACUACAGCCUCAGACAAGCCCAACAGGCCAUUAUGUUUAACAUUGGAGCAUUGACAGAGAUAGCCAAUACUAAGAGUAAUCUGAUAGGGGUAGGUUACAUUUAAAAUAUGAUGAAUGAUUUUAUUUUAAGAAGAUAAUAUCUCAUAAUAUUGUUUUUAAAAAUAUAUUAAUAAACAAAUUAAAAGUUGUAUUCAAAUUAUGAAUGUUUGUUUCAUUGCUUAUAAUAAAGUUCAGAGCCUCAUACUCUCAUAUCACUAGACUGACAAGAUUUGGUCUAUAUGGCUCUAAUAAAAUGAUAUUUUUAUAAAAAGUUUGUAUAAAUAGCAUAAAGCUUGCCAGCUAUUAAGUGAAAUAAAAUAUUAAAUAUUUUAUUAGGUUAAUAUGGCAUGAAUGUUUUUAAUAGUUAUUUUGACUAUACAUACAUGAUUUCUUUAAAUAAAUAAUAAUUAUAAUUCAAAAGUUUGUAAACCUGCAUACUUUUUAAAAUCUGAAUACUUUUUAAAACCUGAAAGGGUUAUUAUCUUCUUAAAAUAAAAUCAUUCAUCGUAUUUUUUUAUAAGACAGAUGUGUAUUGCUAUUAUUUAAAAAUGUUAACAUUGUCAGCUUACAUCUUAGUAAUUUAUCAAUCAAGAUAGAAAAUUUUCAUAUUAAAAGAAAGAAAAAAAUUUUAAGUUGACUUUAAACCUUCUUUCUCGUAUAAAGCAAUGUACUUAAUAAUUUAUUAUUCAUGCUUCAAUUUUCAGAUGUGGGCUCUUUCCCCUAGCAUAUUCACCCUCCUUUCCUCCAACUUGUUGUUAAUUGACCCUUGGAUGAACAAGUACCAAGCUCAAGUGGUCUACACAAUCCUGCAUGCCUUUUAUUCACACUGCAACAGGUAAUUUGAUCUUGUAAAAGCCCAUUGGAGUUUAAUAUACUGUAAGUGUAUUAAGUAACUAUGCUAUUUUACUUUAUUCCUUUUUUGUGUUUUAUUAAAACAAGGGUCUCAAUCUGAAGCUGCUUGAAGGUCUUUUUGAGGGAACCCGAGGCAUCUAUAUCCUAUAUUAAAAUUAUAUUUUUGUAUCUCUUAUCAAUAUUUUUGGAUCAAUUACUGUGCCGAUUGCAGAAUGAACUCUAUCUCAAGAUUUACAUUUUUUUAUAUUUGUUAAAAGACAUGCUAACUUCAUGUCAAGUAGUAUACUGCUGUCACCGCCUGGUCAACUGGACAUUACAAGACUUGCCACGAUGAGCCAGGCCACAAACAAAAACUUGUCUGAAAUUCUCAGGAUUAUUGUCACACUGCUAGAUAGUGAAGAAACUGCUUUUGACUGCAGGUAGCACUUUUUGAUUGAGUAUUUCUUUAUUGGUUAAAAAUAAAAUGAUAUGUGUUCCAUACAAUAACGCAUUCUGUAGAAUAAAGAGAUAUGUAAAUUGAUUCAUUCAAAUCCUUGUCCAUUGAAGUUCAAUCUUAAAAUUGUGAGUCUUAAGCUUCAUUAAAACUUGUAUUGAAGUAGAUUUCACAUAGGAAACUGCUUUAGUUAUAUUAGCAAUAUAUGUAUAUGAUAAUGUGAUUUUUAUUGGGAUCAGAUCUCAGUAUACAAGAAAGGUUCCAAUAAUCUUUGUUGUGUUACUUAUCAACAGUUAUAAAAACUUAAGCUUUAGAAGUAAAUAUUAUAAAAUCAAUUUUCUAUAACAUUAGGUGCCUCUUGAUGAAGUGGACAUCUGAUAUCAUAGCUGGGUUAACUUCAACACCCAACGUCUACACAACACCAGCUCUGAGCAGUUUUAUCAAUUCAAUCAUCAUGCAAGGUAACGAAUCUUGUUGGUAUUCACAGCAUGAUGAACUUUCUAAAUUGUUUCAUUUUAAAAAAAAAAACUUGAGGCUCCAUAUUAUUUUAAUGAAUUAAGUUAUUUUUUAAAAUUCUAUAAAGGAUACCAUAGAGAACAGCAGAUUCUUCAGUGCUCAGCCCAGUGUCUCAAAUCAAUGUACAAAACUGCCACCAACUUUGCAGAGAGCACAACAAAAAAGUAAGUUGUUAUUAAAUACAUUUUUUUUUUUAUAGUAAAACUAUUAUUGCCAUAGCGUCUUAAAAAUGUUGGCGAAUCUUCAUUAUCUGAAUCUACAAACAACUACAUUCACACGACACUGAGUAGUAGUGAGUAUCGAGGACAGAGAUUUAAGAGCACCGUUAUUUGCAAAAGGCUGUUUUGCAAGGUGCUACUGUAUAUAUUUAGGGCUCUAAAUGUCUUGAAAAUAGUUCUAAGAUCUCUAUAUUGUUUACUAUUUCUAGGUGUAUGGAGCUAUGUGUCUACAGGCUGAGUGAUACUAGAAAGACAGUUCGAGAAUCUUUCCUGUCUCUUCUUAAAAUUUUGCCUCUUGACAAGAUUCUGAAGUAAGCUGAUUUAUUCAAAUCCAUUUAAAUUGUAUACAUUUUUGAAAAGUAAUCACAUUUUAUUUUAUUUUUUUUAAAUUUUAAAAGAGAGAAAUGAAUGUGAAUGAAUGCUUGAUUUAUAAUGCAAAAAUAUUAUUUCAAGCUCAGAAAAUGAAUUAUGUAUAUGAUGCUUAACUAUUAACGCUUAGUGUUCACUUUUUUCUACUACAGUAUGGCUUUGUUUGAAGGAGAAGAGGAAUGGAUGUCCAGUGAACGUAAAAACAAAGAAGUGGGUUUGACUGCUGCUUGGCAUGUUAGGAGAGCUCAUAUGGCCCAUGCCCCGACAGGAAACUUCCAUUCUCACAACUUCAGGCAUAUCAUGGCAUUCAUACUGAAUGGAACUCAGCAAAGGUAGGUAUUUUUCAUUUGGAUAUGGCAUUAAGUAUAUCUUCUCUUACUUUUACUGUAGUCUGGUUAUCCUACUGACCCGGAUAUAAUUGAUGUAUAAGACCUUCAGAAAAAAAUUGGUAAUGCAAACAAUUUUCUUUAUUAUCUAUCUAAUAUGAAAUUUAACAUUUUUUAAGGCUUUCUCAAAAUGAUGACGGAUUUAUUUAUUUGAUGUUAAUCAGUGCUUUGAUUGAAAUUUAGAUUUUUAAAAAAAUACUCUUUACCUAGUCAAAAUGGCAGCUAUCACUGGCUUGAGGCCAUGUAUCAUGCAAAGCAGAGAAAUGGAAAAAGCAAAAUGCGCAGUGAUUUAUCUGUUAACCUCACUGAUAUUGUAAGUAGCUUGUAUUUAUUAUGCUAUAAUUGUUGCUCUCUAUUCUCAAGAUAUAUUGCCUGAAAUUUUAUAAAAUUUAGAUUUAAUUAAGAAAAUUAAUUAAAGAAAUACAUUUAUUUUUUUUUAUCUUUGUGAAUUUUCCUUAUUCCAUCUACAUUAGGAAAUCUAUAAUUAAUGGAGCAAUAAAAUCAAAGUUUGUUAAGAUUUGGUGUCUGUUGUAUCAGCAUUUAUUGUUUAAAAUGAUGAACUGUUACAGAUUGACAACAACGAAUCUUUGUUGUGGUUUUGGGCAACCUGGGAAUGUGCUCAAUUUGCCAUUCUGUCCCGUUUGAGAACACCACUUGGCAAGGCUCCAGAAACAUUCAUGGCCAUUGAGGGUGUGAUUAAAGCGUUUGCUGCUGAAUCCCAGAACUUUAACAAUUUAGAUGAUGUUCAGGAGAAACGAGACAGUGUCAGAGGUAACUGAAAUUUAAAUUGGAAAUAUCUCCUUUCACACAAAUAUUUAUUUGGCUCUAAGUGAAGCUAGUUAUUGGGAAACUGAAAUUAGUAUAGAUAACAUGUCAUUCUUGUCAUAAAACACUACAUUUUUUUCUAAUUUUGUAUGACAAAACUGUUGUGCGAUGAUUUUUAAAUAGACUCUACUGAUGGUAUCUUAAAUCUUAUACUUAUCCAUUUUCCUAUCUUUAAAGUGUGUUUUUUAAUGGGCAGUUUUUGGCUGAAACUUAUUUAGAAGCAUAAUUACCAUAUAGUAUUACAUAUCAUGGGAGAAAUAAGUGUUAAAAAUUCAACUUUAAGCUAUUUAUUUGCAUUAUAUGUUCAUGGGCUUCAUCAAUCUUUCAAUAAGUAAUAUAUUUAGGCAUUUUUUUUAUAUAGCGCUUACCUUAAAGCUCUAAGCGCUUUACAAUUAUUAAAAACAUGUAAACGAAGUAAAAUAAAAAAUGAGACACUAGGCUAGUAACUACUAUACUAUAGAAACAAUUAAAAUGGCUAUAAAACAAGGACACUUUGGCACGUUUUUGCCUAUAAUACAGGAUCAACCCGAGACAGAAAAUGAGGCAGGGCAAGGAGGGUGCAUCACAGGUCAUAGGCGGACCUAAACAGAUGGGUUUUAAGGGACUUUUUAAAAGUGGAUGAGGUUUCACAAUUACGGAUAUGGAAGGGGAGCUGGUUCCAGAACGAGGGCCCGUGGAAGUAGAAGGAUUGAGAGGGUUCUAUUGUCAAUGGAAGAGCGUAGUUGUCUUGUGGGGAUGUAAGGAAGCAACAGUUCAGAGAGAUAGACAGGAAAGUGAGGGUCUGUGAAAGAGUUGAAGCAUAGAUUGGCAUACUUGUACUUGAUGCGAGAGGAUAUUGGAAGCCAGUGGAGUUGCUGCAUGUGUGGUUGAAUGUGGUCAUGUCUCUUUGAUUUAAAAAUGAGUCUGCAAGCUGAGUUCUGUGCUUGAAGUUUGUCUAUGUGGUGUUGAGGAAUGCCUGCGAGAAGAGUGUUACAGUAGUCAAAUUUUGAAAGAAUGAGUGAAGAGAUGAGAGUUUUUGUAGCAUCAAAGGAGAGGAGGUGUCUAAUGGUACUGAUUUUUCUAAUUUCGUUGUAUGCUGAUCUACAUAUAUUCGUGACAUGUUUGUCCAUGGAGAGUGUGUCUGUAAGCGUGACUCCAAGGUUUCUGGCAGAGGAAGAGAGUGUGAUGUCAGAGUUGCCAAUAGAUAUAGAAGAAGGAGCGGAUGGAGGGAGAGGUUUGUUUUGAGAGUGGAUGAGAAGGAUUUCCGUUUUAUCAUCAUUUAGCUUCAGUUUGUUGCAAGUCAUCCAGCGCUUUACGUCGUCCACGCACUCCUGUAUGCGAAGGAUUGUGGCAUCAAGUUGAUCAGGAAAGCAAGAGUCACUGAUUUGAUUGUCAUCAGCAAAGGAUUGACUGGAAACUGAGUGGUGGUUAAUGAGAGAUGAUAGAGGUUUAGUGUAGAGGAUGAAAAGGACCGGUCCAAGGACCGAUCCUUGAGGAACUCCAAUAGACAGGGCUGAAGGUUUGGAAGAGCGGUUGGAAAUAAAGACUGUUUGAGUUCUGUCAGAAAGAUAUGAUUGAAACCAGUUUAAAGCUGAGCCAGUAAGUCCGAAAGAAAGUUGAAGGCAGUCAAGAAGAAUCUGGUGGUCAAUGGUAUCAAAUGCACCAGAGAGAUCUAACAGAGUGAGAAUAGAGAGUUUGCCAUUGUCCAUCGCGCACAGGAGGUCGCUCAUGACUCGGACCAGUGUUGUUUCUGUGCUAUGACCAAGUCGGUAGGCGGACUGGGAGGAAGGAUAGAGAUUGCGAGAGUGAACAUAGUCAGAGAGCUGAGAGAGUAUGAGUUUUUCUAUGAUUUUUGAGAGAAAGGAGAGGUUGCUGACGGGGCGGUAAUUCUUGAGUGUGUUUGGAUCAAGUGAGGGUUUCUUUAGGAGUGGCAGGACUAUUGACCGCUUAAAAAUGGGAGGGAAGAUGCCAGAGAGAAUCGAAGAAUUUAUGAUGGAGGUGAGUGCUGGUAGGAGGACGUCAAGGCAUUCUACAAGCAGUGGGACGGGGAUCGGAUCGAGGGCACAAGACUUGGGAGCAGACCUGAUGAUGACUCGCCUCACCUCAUCCUCAGUCACAGGCAUGAAUCUAUCAAAUGAAUUCUGUCUGACUAACGUCCUCCGAGAACGGUGAAAAAAUAUAUACUGAUGUCUAUACUACCAAAUCUACUUGACACACUCCCAUUCCACUCUAAUUGUAUGGCAUCUUUCCGUCUGCUGGUGACGAUAGAUUAUCUUUAUUGCUUGCAGCUCUUGGUGUGGUUGGUGAGACCAAUCCUCGAAUGGCAGUCUCUGUUGCAUUUCCCACACACGAAUGCGGUGGAGCAGUAUUUACCGGGCUUCCUCCUUGCUCUUUUUGCAGCUGUUUCCGCCCUGUUUUGCUCCUCGGCAUGUAGUGAUCCUGCCUUCAUUAUGCCCCGCCAUGAGGAUCGAUUCGCUGCCAGCUCCUCCCAGUUUGAGUUGUCGAUGUUGGCUGACUUCAUGUCUCUUUUGCAUAUGUCUAAGUAUCUCAGACAAGGCUGUCCAACUGACCUUUUCUCUGUCGCCAGCUUGCUGUAUAGCACGUCCUUUGGUAUGCGACCAGGUUGCAUUCGCUUGACGUGUCCAAGCCAGCGGAGGCGUCUUUGGAUUAGCAUGGCUGGGACGCUACACAUGUUUGUUUGGGACAGGACAUCCGUGUUGGGGACUUUGUCUUGCCAUUUAAUGUCAAGGAUGUGGCGCAGGCAUCUGAGGUGGAAGCCAUUGAGCCUUCUUUCGUGGUUAGAGUAUGUGGUCCACGACUCGCAUCCAUACAGGAGUGUGCUCAGUACGCAGGCCUGGUACACCUGCAGCUUAGUUCUUGUUGUGAGUUUGGCGUUUUACCAGACUCUUUUCUUAAGUCUGGCCAUAAAAGUUGCGGCCUUCUCUAUCCUUCCACUUAUCUCAUCCUCCAUUGAGAGGGUGCUUGAUAUGUUGGAUCCAGUAUCCAAGUCGUAGUCGUCGAUGGCGAUAGUGGGGAGGGAGUCAGCGCCCUGUGCCAUAAUGUUAGUUUUCUUUAGGCUAAUUGUCAGGCCAAAAUCUUUGCAGGCAGCAGAUAGGCUGGGUACGAGGCUCUGCAGGCUGUCUGCUGUGUGAGAUACCUAAGCGGCAUCGUCCGCAAACAAGAACUCCCGCAGCAAGACCUUUCUUGUUUUAGCUCUAAGGCGGGCAAUGUUGAAUAAUUUGCUGUCAGCUCUAGCUCUGUUGUUCUUAAAGGCAUACUGGAGUAGGUUGGAGAAAAAGAUUGCAAAUAAAGUAGGAGCCAGCACGCAACCUUGCUUUACUCCACUACCCACUGGAAAAGCUUCUGAGGCGGCACCGUUAUAGCACACUGUGCCCUGCAUGUUUUUGUGGAACUGCUUGAUGGUGUUAAGCAGUCGUGUAGGGCAGCCUAUCUUUUUGAGGAUCUGAAACAGGCCGCUUCUGCUGACAAGAUCAAAAGCCUUAGUGAGGUCGACAAACGCAAUGUAUAAAGGCAUAUGUUGCUCCCUGCAUUUCUCCUGCAGCUGGCGUAGAGAGAAGAUCAUGUCUAUGGUUGACCUACCGGCGCGAAAACCACAUUGCGAUUCUGGGAGUACACGCGAUGCUAGGGAUUAAUAUUGUUAUACAUGAGAAAAUAAGGUAAUUUUACAAAUUCUGAAUAAAUUUAAAUUAUGUUAUUUUAAUUCUAUUAGGAGAGAAAGUUGGUGAGUUCGUCUGUCUGCAACGAGUCCACCUGCUGAUGAACUUUAUGGAACAUCUUGACAAACUUCUUUAUAAUGCUUAUGAAGGUUGUUCUGUUGCCAUGCCCAGUGUUCACAAGGUAAGAUACAAGCUGAAAUUUCAUUGAAAUUUUAUUUUAGUAUAAUUUUAAUGGUCAAAUUACAACAGUAAUUAAUAAAAAAAAAUCAUGCCCAUAUUUUUUGUAAUAAAACGUCAUGAUAUACCACUAAGAAAUACAUGUGUAGUAAAGAUAAAGUGCCUGGCACGAAUAUUUUCCAGAGUGCUUUGUUUGAGCAAGAUUAGUACACGUUUCAUCUCGAGACUCAGCACUUAUCUGUAGUAUCUUUAUGUUAUUAAACAAGAAAUGGAAAGGGAUUGGGGGAGUCUCAGAAUUUUAUUUAUAAAAUAUUCUGAGGAUUUAAUUUUAUUAAUGUUUUUUAUCACUCUCAGGUAGUCAAGACAUUUUUCCGAACAAACCGCAACACCUGCCAAGAAUGGUUAUCUAGAAUACGCAUGGCCCUUCUCACCAUAUCCACCCACUGUGGCAUGUGGGCAAUGGCUGUACGUCAGGCUUAUGAAUUACUGAGAGAUCUAGAGGAUGCAGGGACAACACAGGUAAGUUUGAAACACCAGCCUGUAAAUUAAAUGUUAAAUGUUAGAUGUUAAAUGAUCAAUACAUUUCUUUAUUAUGGGUUUUAAAGAUGAUUAUGGGUUGUUGGUUAAUAUGCAGUAAUGAUCAAAUUUCAUUAAUUAUUUUUAUUUAGCCAAACCAUAAUUAAUAAUAACACAAAAAUAAUUUUAAAGUAAUGAAAUUUCUACUAUAGGCCCUAUUCAUAAAAUUCUUGUAUUGAAAAAUAGAGUCUAAAGUUGAAAGUUUAUUUUUUUCUUCGUGAAGUAACACAAAGCAAUGCAUUUUCCUGAGAAAUAAAAGUGCAGAAAUCACGGGUUCAUCUCAGAAAUUCUCCCCCCUUAACAAAUAUUUAAUACCUAAUAUGAACUUGGGGAUAAAACCAAUAAUAGUUUUGUUACAUACCGUUAUAAGGCUUUAAAAAUGUAUUCCUUUUAAAGAUUUGGCUUGUUAGAAGAACACCACAUAAAAAAAGACAAACCAGUGUACUAAGAAAAUGAUACCUAAGCUAGUCAGAUUUUCAAUACUCAAAUUUAUUUAAACUAACAUAUCUGAUAUCAUAACUACCAAUUAAAAUAAAUAGAAAAAGAGAAAAGGAAAAAAAAAAAAUCACUUAUAGCACAUGUUCUAGUAAUAAAAGAUGGAAAAAAUAAUCCACACACUUAGUGACAAUAUUAAUCCAUAGAAGUAAUAUGAAAAGUAAAAAAUAUUAAUCCAUACAAGUAAUAGGAAUGGUGAAACUAUAAUCCACACAAGUAGUAAAGGUGAAAAUAUUUAUACACAUGCUCACAGUGCUGUACCAACCCCACCCCACCUUUGAUUGGGAAAAGGUCAUUGAUAAUCUAUUUGUUCUAAAGAAUGCUGUUGGUCAUAAGACUUCUAGAAUUUCUUCUCUGGAGUGUUUUAACUUUCUCCCUAUACUAUAAAUAAGGUGGCAGCUUUCUGAGCCAUGAGAGAUUGUUGCUAUUUUUCCUAGACACUUACAGAGCAUAAUAUACUUACAAUAUUGUACUCUUUAGAUUCAAUUUUAAACAGAUUAAAUUUACAAAAACCAUAUAACGGUACGUAAGAAUAUGUAUAUAAAAAGGAAUGUAACUCUUUUAGAUGUAAUUUAAUUUAAAAAUUAAUUUAAAUCUAAGGCUUUUUUUUUUUUUAAAUACCAAAUGAAAAAAUGUUGGUUGGUCCAAGCUUGGUCUGAGGCAUAUUCAAAGUCAAUUCAGUGUUAACCUGAAUAUUUUCCAGAGUGCAGUGUUUGAGCAAGCCCUUGUGUACCUGGUGCAGGCCUUGUGUGAACUGAAUGCCCCUGAGAGUAUUGUUGGACUCUAUCAGAUAUUCAAAGAUUCCACCGGGAGGUCCAUGACCUGGAUUCUUGCUGCUGCAGAGAAAGCCAACAAGAGGUAUAGUUGUACUGUGCUUUCAAUGGAAUUAUUUAUUUGCUUAUAAUUAAUUGACACUACUCAGUUUAAACUAAGAGAUUACAAUCCUAUAUAAUGCAUCAGUAAUUAUCUAGAUUUUAAAAUAGUUUUUUUUUUUUAAAUAAUAAUUAUUGUGCAUGUUAUUUUUUAUAGGUAUGAAAAAGCAGCCACAGAAUUCCAGAGCUCUAUGACAGCAUUGAUGUUGGGUGAAAGCAGUGACAUGGGUGAGGACCUUGAUUCUUUACACUCGCCCAGAGGAAGUCCCAGGCACAAAGAGAACCCUAAGUUUACAGGACUGAACAGUGGAAAAGCUAACAAAUCAUUCCUACCUGCUACUGUGAAUUUUGUAGCAAAUCAGGUACAAUGUAAUAAUUUUAAUUAUUGUUGAUUUGAUGCUUCAAGAUGAUCGGCUGAAAAAUAAUACUUUAAAGUGUGUUUUAUUGGAUCUGUAUUGUAACAGGAAAGUGCAUUUUUCUCUGCUUCAUGUCCCAAUGAAUCUUGCCUGUAAUACAGCGGUUCUCAACCUGUGGGUCACGACCCUUUUCCAGGGGUCGCCUAAGACCAUCUGAAAAUACAUUUACUAACAGUUACGAAGUACGAGCGAAAAAAAAUUGUGUGGCUGGGGGUCGCCGCGACAUGAGAAACUGCCUUAAAGGGUCGCGGCAUUAUGAAGGUUGAGAACCACUGCUGUAAUAGCUUCAAAACUCUCAAUGUUGGUGUGGGGGGGGAAUGUGUAAAUAUAGUAGAGAAAUAAGUCAAAAUCAAAUAGUUAUCAAAACAUUUUAGCUGAGCACAUCAGGUGUUAUAAUAAACUAAACAUAAAACUUCAAUGUUGGGUAGGUGACUGACUGCUAUAUGAGACUGUGUGAUUGGGCAUCCAUUGUUCAGUGGCAAGAGUCUAUGGCUCAGAAGCAUCAACAAUGGCAGGCAGAUGGAACAACCACAGGAGGCAUCAUCAAGUUCACUGUGGAUAUCAAUUAUAUUAAGUAUGUUUCCUUUUCUAAAAAGCUAAUACAUAGAUCACUCAUUUAAAUGUUGUGGGCUUUACACACAGCUGUACUUGGAAUUCCGUUAGAAAAUGAAUCCGUGUGGACUUUUUAAGUAUUGAAAGUAGUUAUCCUCCUUUUACAAGUAAAACAUUGUGUAACGUGUUGGCCUAACAGGGCAUGGCGAUAAACUUGUCAGUAUCAAUAUACCACAGGUAAUAAUAAUAAGUCCCCAAUGAAAUCCACAGAGCUCUAUCUGACUUUGAAAAAGGAAAUCUGGAAGGCAUUAAACAAAACCUGGAGCUCAUCCCUGGAAUGAGCCUGACAGAGAACAGCUGUCAGCGUCCAGAGGGAUGUGGGGGCCUCUCAAGCUGGGAUAUCAGAAGAGAGGAAGACCAGCUCCACCGGAUGUUCAUUAAGGCCUCAACUCAGUUGAUGGAACAGACGGAUACACUGUACAGGUAAGCCAUGAAGCCCAAUGAACAGUGUAGGUCAUCAUUGUCUUUUUUUCAGGUUUUCCCCUACUUUGUACUACUUGUGCCCUUUUUCUGAUCUGAUCGCAGUUGUCUUUUUCCAAGCCCCGGUUAUCUUUUUUAAUGAUUAGAGAAGCAUUCUUGUCCCAGAUGGGAAAUUUUGAUUAUGUUAUAUGCAUGAUAUUACAUUACAAUCUACCAGCAGCUAAUUGAUCAGUUUUAUUAUUUUAUAUCUCUAAAAUAUAUGGAUUUAUAAAUAAUAUAAAAAAAAAAAAAAAAAAAAAAAAUAUGUUUCUGGAAAAUAGAAUGUGAUUUUCUGAUAAAUGUGUUAUAUUUAGAACUGAUACAGUCAGAUGCAUUCAGCAAGCAGAGAGGCUUGGUGAUGGUUUGUUGAAAGUUUGUGCCAUGGACUGGCCACCAGCUCUUCUCCCUGAUUGUCUCACCCAAUUGGCCUCCCUUGUUGCCCUCAGAAAACAACUGGAUGCUCGUCAGAACACGGUGAGUUGUUUGUUUUGAUCAUUCUCUACAUGAUCAUUGGAGUUAUAUUAGACAUACAUCUUAAAAGUCUUAAUGUUGUUCCUAGGAUAUUUGAAGUAUUUAAUUUAACUUUAAUGAAUGUGAGAUUUGGUUUAUCUCUUUAGUUUCGGUGAGUUGUUUGUUUUGAUGAUUCUCUGUAUGAUCAUUGGAGUUUUGUUAGACAUACAUGAUGAAAGUCUUAAUGUUGUUCCCAGGAUAUUUUAAGUAUUUAAUUUUACUUUAAUGAAUGUGAGAUUCGGUUUAUCUCUUUAGUUACAAAUUGUUAUAAAGAUAUUAUCAAGGAAUAAUUAAGUUACUAUAUAAAAUAUGACGCCCAUUUUUGAAAAUUUGAAUUGUUUUUAAUCGAAGUUAUUGAUGGAUCCACAGACUAGCCUCAUUCCACUUUCAACAUGCCUAGACCCAGGAGUUGAGGAUGAUCUCAGUGUAUAUAACCAACUGAUAAGGACUAUUAACUUACAGCAAAGGUUGUUGGUCUGUGAUAAAUAUACUGGUAAGAAUAAAUGAGACCAUGCAUCUUGUACUAUAGCUUAUUUUCAACUCAAAAUUUAAAUCAUUGAAAAGCGAGGCAAUUUUAUUUCCAAAAUCAGUUAUAUUCCUAUCAAAAAUAUAUCACAUUCAUAAACAUUUGACGCAAAUCAAUGCUUUUAAUAAUUAAAUAUUUUACUUUAUUGCUUUUGUUAAUUUGUUAAGAAAAGUUAAGUAAUUUUCCAAAGCUUAGAUAAAAAGAUAACUCUGGAUGCCUAAUUUCUUUUCCUUUUUAGAACUCAGAGAACAGCUUUCAAACAUACAUUUGGCAGCUGCCACAGCAGCCAGAAAACAGCUGAAUGUGGCUACCGCUGAAGAAAUUCUACUGAGACAAGCUGGCUCAAUUCUCAGCACCCAGCCAGAAUCUCUCCUCACAGCCAUGACGAGCAUCAGGUCUAGAGCUAUUGCGGGAUGUUCCAUGCAAAAGGAAAUGCUGAAAAUGCAGGUAAACAAAAGUAUUAUUGAUUAAUAAAAUUGCUAUCAAAUUAACUUAAGUCUAGAACUGCCUCUCCCAACAUUUUGGUCACAUACCCUUUCAGAAGACAUUUUCUUUCUGCGUAACCCGAACUCUUAACAUCAGAAACUUGUUUUUUUCAAACAAGUUAAUUAAAAUGUAGAUAUAUCCACAAUUUAAAAAAAAAAAUUUUUUACUAGAAAACAUUGAUCCUAACAGUUCACUUUUAUUUUGUUAAAAGAAAGCAUACACAAUUCAAAGUGGAACAGAAAUUAAAUACCCAUUUUGGCUAGUGACUUAUGUAAAUCAAUCAGUCCAUUCCAAAAGCCAUUUAGUGAUAUAGCUUCAAAUUCUGUUUUUAUAACAGAGGUGCAUAGAUGUUCAUACUAAAGUAGAGACAACAACAGAUGUUUAUUUUGGUUGACAAAGAGGUUUUGCACCCAAUCUGUCUCUAGAAAGUACUCAUGAAUUUCUCAGGGUUUCUUUUCCAAGUGCUUUUUUUUUUUUUUUUUUUAAUUAAAUUUUUUUAGGAUUAUACCUUGUAGUUAUACCUUGUUGUUUUUUUUUGUUUUUUUUCUAAGUGUUUUUUUUUUUUUUUUUUUAAUUAAACUGUGUCAGGAUUAUACCUUGUAGUUAUACCUUGUAGUUUUCACAUUGACACAUUGAAUCCAAAAGUUAGAGCUGGUUUUCUAUGGUGAUAUUGUAUUACUCAGUGUGAAUGUGGUUGUAUAUUUCAAGUACAAAGAUGUAGAAAAUUUAAUUUGAUUUUGGAGAUUUUAUUUGAAACCUCUAUAAAGCUUUUGGGGACCUAAGGGCUCUGCAGAACACAGUUGGCGUACUGCUGGUUCUUUGAAAAGAAAUAAGAAGGAAAGGAAAUGAAACCUGUUUUAAAAUUUUGCUAUUUCAGAGAGAAGGGGCUAAACUCCUUAGAACAAUAGGCAAACAGCGGAGUUCUCUUGAUGUGCUAGCUGGCAGUGUUAUUGCUUCCAGUUGGCCAACAGAUGGAACAUCUAGCUGGACCCUGGAAACAGACUGUGCUCAGUUGAAUGCAAAGUCUUUAUUGACAUUGGUUAAGUGGUUGCAAGUAUGUACAUAAUAUCUACCAAUCAUGAAGAUCAAAAUUUCUUUUAAAAUAAAAUUAAUUGCUAAGUAUUAGUAGGCAAAGUUGGUAAUGAAGCUCCAUAAAUUAGUAUCAACAAAACAGAUAGUGCAGUAACUAUUUAAUUUACCAAACUGAUUAUGAAGUGACUUUAUUUAAUUUACAAAACAUUGUUGUCAAUGAUUUUUAAAAAAAUGUCCUUCACCUUGAAAUAAUAUUCAUAAUUUAGUAACAUAUGAGUAUCAUUUGUUAACUUUAAAGCUUUUAACUUAAGCCAAAACCAUGUUAACUUUCAAAUUUACUCAACAGGCUGACCCCAAAUUGUUGAGUUCAUUAACAACUCAGAUUGCUCAGUUUGGUCAGAAUAAUGAUUCAGUCCCUCCAUCUUCCCUUGUAUCUCAUCUGAGCAGUCUCCUAGACUUAGAGAAAAUUGCUGUCAGCUUGGGUCAGGCUAGUCUUCUUGAAUCUGGUAACUAAUUUUUCCUGAAUGGGUUUUAAAAUAUAUAUUUUUUAAAAUUUCACUUCUGAUUUACUUAGAAGGCAUCUUUAUUUUUUUUUUAGUGGCAAGUAUUUCUGAAAUAAGAAAAUUAAAUAAACUUAAUGUAUUUCAUAAAAUGACAUUUAAAUUUGGUCAAUUCCUUCUUUAUUGGGUUUCUAUGUGUAAUAUUUAUCUAUAAAAAUAUACAUGGCCUGCGUAAAAGCAUGCAUUUUUUAAACAUAUUUGGGUCAUACAUUUUUUUUUUCAAAAGUAUAACUCAUUUAUUUAUGUUCCUAUGUGGUUUCUUAAAGCAGCUAUUUGUAAAUGUAUGUUUAUGUGUCACCAACAUUUAUAUAUGAUUCUUUUAUUUAGGCACAUCCAUUGGAGAUAAUGCAAUGUUGCCAGACACAGAAGGUAUUAUUGGCCGCCUGCUACAUCUUAGCAGUGUGCAGAGCCCCAUUCUGGCCAAGUCCUGGUUUACACUUGCUGGAUGGUGUUACAAAUGGGGACGGAAAGCUGUGGAUAAUGCCAGGUAUGCUAAUUAUAAGUCUGAUCAGAAGUCUUAAUUUGGUAAUGUUGUAUAUUUUUCGAUUUAUUAUGGUUAGUAAACUACCACCUCUUUUCGCCAUAUAUGAUAAUUGAAAUAUUAGUUUCUCCUUAUCAUAAAGUUUGCUCUACCUUGUAUUAUCUUUCUUUUUUUUUAUCUAAGUGUUUCAGACUUAAGAAACUUAAUGAUUUUUGCUCAUGAUAUAUUGUCUCAUUUAUAAUUUAUAUUAUUUGCUAUUCAUUCAGCAAUGGCUAUGUCAAGCUGACUGAGGAUGAAGAGGCUCAAGUGCUCAACAUUUUACCUAAGGUUAGAGUUUGAAAUUCAUUUAUCACAGAAGCUGACAUGACAACAAUCUUCUUGUCAAAAUAACUUUAUGCUGUCUUUUCACUUUCAGUAAAUAAGUUUUUCCAAGUUUACCUAAUUCAGCUUUUGAAAUCAGUUACACACCUACAUGAUUCAAAUUUAAAGGCGAAAUAACAUGGAACUAUUGUUUGAUCAUUAUUAACAUAGAUAACAUUUCUAAAUUUCAACCAGGGUACUUCAAAGGAAGAAAGGGAAAAAGUUCUGUCUGUGUUGAGUCAGAUUCAUAACAUGGAAUCCAGUGAGGAGGAUAUCAUUGAUGAGGAUCAGGUCAGGAGCCUUUUUUUUACCCAUUGUCAAGUUUUCAGUGUAAACCAAUAAAAUGUUUUCCUCUUUAAAAAGGAAGCAAUAAAAGAAAUUGUAAAAAGAAGAGAGAAAAACAUCAGUACAUAUGACGCUGAACAUUGUAAACAUCAUUAUACAAAUUUAAGAUACAAAUUGUCUUGAAGGCUCAUGUCUCUGCUGUGUUUUUCCAUGGGGACAUUUACAUAUCAUUUAUGUGAGAAAACUUAUCAGCUCAAUUAAGUUUAUACUUAUUAUAUUAAAAGACAAAAACAUCAUUACCUGCUUACCUUGUCAGAGCAUGUAUGAUGAUGGAACUGAGACCACAAGGAAACAACUGCUGGCCUGUUCACUUUCACUGGUUGGGGCUCCAGACUUGUGUGUGGAAAAAUUGCUGGUAGUUUGGAGAGGUGUUGUCAAGAGAGUCUACCACUAUUACCAGCUGUCUGCUAAAGCUUAUUUCACUUAUCUCCAUGUCAAUGGACUGGUAAGAUCAAUUUGAUUUGUACACUGUGAGAUUUUUUUUCUGAAAAGAAUAAGUAAAAAUAAAAUUUCCCUACUAAGUUUUAAAUGAAUCGAGUAAAAUGCAUAUUUUUGGAUUCUCGCAAAAAUUACAUUUUUAAUUAAAAUUUCAUUUAUUCCUUAGAGUGACAAUGUUGACAACAAAGGAGGCAACAUCAUUUCAACUCUGAGGUUGCUGCGACUCUUAGUCAAACAUGCCUCUGAACUUAGAGAGGUCUUGGAGACUGGCCUUUCACAGACCCCGACUUCACCAUGGAAAGGUAGAUUUUAAAAAUAAAUGACUAGUGUCUAUGCAGAAGUUUGGAAUCUAGCUAAUCAGCUGUUUCAUAUCAUGAACUCUGGAAGUGGUAAAUGCAAAUGCUUAUUAAGGAUGUUAAACCAUAUUCAAAUUUCUAUUUCUUUCUUAGUUGAUAUCCAUCUAAGACAAAUUUUAUUGUGAUUUUAAACAAUUAUUUCCAAUGUAAAUAUCAAUUUGGUAUUGUUUAAUAUUUUUCAAUUUAGAAAUAUUAAUUAAUUUUAAAAAAAGCUUUUUUUUUUCCCAGGAAUUAUUCCCCAGUUGUUCUCACGUUUGAGCCACCCAGAAAGUUAUGUUAGACAAAGUAUAUCUGAAUUGCUGUGCCGCAUAGCUUUAGAUGCACCACAUCUGAUAGUAUAUCCUGCUGUUGUUGGAAGUUCUUCAAAAAUUCAAGUUAAAAUACCAGUACAGAAAGGUAUAUUUUUUUUUAAAUUUCAAUAUUUUGAUAAAUUGUUAAAUUUGAAAAAGAUUACUCGGCAUGGCUACUAAAUAAUACAAGCUAGUUAAAGAAAAAUGCUAAUUUUCUUUCAUCUGAAAAAACAUGAAACCAAUUAAAUACAUUUUCAUGCCUAACAUGUUUGUAGUUGAUUGUUAAAUAGAAAAUGUGAUAGCACUUACAUAAUAUUAAUAUGCAAUUAAAGAUAAGGAUUUUUAAUUUUUUUUUGCAUCUUAUAAGGAUUUCUGAAACCAUUCUUGUCACAAGAAGAGUGUCAGGAAGAUGAUGAUUUGGUUCCUGAGUUAGAAGAUCCAGUUUGUGUUGUGGAUGAUGAGGAAAUCGAUGAAGGCUCCAGCCCUGAACUUCAGGCUUGCCUGUCUUCCAUUGUAGAAACUUUGUCAAAACUUAACCCACAGUAAGCUAAAAGUUUACAUCUGAAAUGAAAAGUAUUUCUACUAUACAAAAGCUAGAUGAAGAUGGUUUAUUUUUCUAAUCAAACUUAUGGUCCUGAUACCAUUUAAACAGUAAAGAAAUUAUGAAACUGAAAAAGAAAAAUUUAAAAAGAAAUGUUCAGAAAUUAAAAUUUUCUCUUGGGAAAUUAAUAAAAUUUGUUAAAUUUUAACCAUUGGAAAAAAAAGCCUCACACAUUUAAUGUCUGCCUUAAUCCCUUUAGAAUGAUUGCGGAGGUUCAACUGAUGGUCCAGGAGCUGCGUCGUAUCACACUGCUGUGGGAAGAACUGUGGCUGGGAACACUGAACCAGCACCAGGCUGAUGUGCACAAGAGGCUGGCACAACUUGACGCUGAAAUUAAAAGAGUUGAGGCCAACAAGUCUCUGUCAAAAGCCAUGAAGACAACCGUUAUAAAAGAGAAACACAGGACCAUCAUGAAGCCGGUAAGAUUUAUGUCAGAGUGGAUGAUGAUCAUGGGUUAAAACACAGAGAGUUAUAUAGAGUGAGGGGAAGAGCAUUUUACGAGCAGUUUGAAUUAGAGUGGAAAUACAAACAAAUUUAAAUUCCAGGUUUUAUAACAUCUGUUAAAUAUGUGAGUGAUAAACCUUCAGAUGGAAACAAGAACAUCGACCCAUUGAAAUGGAAAAUUCAAUUCAAAACAUCACUUCAUUUAUAAAAUUAAGGAUUUUUUGUAAAUAAGUGCAAUUUUUGUUAAGUUCUGAACUUGAAUGAAACUCUGUUAUUGUCCCUUCAAGACAUUGUACACCAUGGAGCAUCUCAAUGAGAUUACAUCACAACCAGCGCAGACUCCCCAAGAGAAAAGUUUUCAGUUUUCUUAUGGUAAACAAAUCAAUGCAGCUUUGCAGAGACUGCGUGAGCCUCCAGAUCCAUCAAAUCCUCAGGAUACCUGGAGUCUAUUCAAAUGUGUAAGUUUAGGUGUCAGUGCAGUGCAUGCAGGGAAUAAAAACAUGGUGUUAUAAACAUUUAUUUAGUGUUUGAAAUUAAUGAAUACUGAAUAUCUUUUAAAAACUAGGUUAAUUUCUGCACUACCAUCCAACAAAAAUAACUAAUCAAAAUUAGUCUGGCUGCAAGGGAUUUUUGUAGUCAUGGUCAAUGAAUUAAAUUUGCUGUAUAGUUAACAAUUCUCUAAUUCUUGUUUAAAAUUCCCAAAUCCUAACCAAGCUCCAUGCAGACACUCCAAUUAAACUAAAUGCCAGAAGAGGGUAGUCAUUAAAAACAAAAUUCACAAUAGAAUUUUAGGAUAAUGUAUCAAAAGUUCCUAUUUGCAGCACAACAAAUUAGUUGUUCUUAUUUUCCAGAUCCAUCAUAGUCUCCAGCAACGUGCACAGAAGAGAAACAGUUUGCAACUAAAGAUGGAAGACAUUAGUCCAAAACUGGCUGCCUUAACUAAUUCUGUCAUUCCUAUGCCAGGCUUGACUUCUGCAGGAAAGGUAGAAUACAUUUAACUCAUAAGUGCAUAUAAACAGUAGUAGCCUAAACUGUUUUAUUUUUACCUCAUUGGUAUAUCGUAGUUGUAUGUAUUCAUUUUAUAUUUUUGCCUCAUUGGUAUAUCAUAGUUGUAUAUAUUCAUUUUAUAAUUUUUCCUCACUGGUAUAUCAUAGUUGUAUAUAUUCAUUUUAUAUUUUUGCCUCAUUGGUUAAUCAUAGUUUUUUAAAUUCAUUUUAUAUUUUUGGUUUUGUGGCAUAUCAUAGCUGUGGAUAUUCAUAUCAAUAUUUUUCUAGAUUAUAACAAUUGCUGCUGUGCACAGUACAACACAGAUUUUGCCUACAAAAACUAAACCCAAGAAGCUCAUCUUUGUUGGCUCUGAUGGAAAAAAGUGAGUUUCUAUUUGUAUCGCUUUUCUGUUUCCUUAGUUCCUGGAGCAUGUUAACUAUUACAAUUAGGAAGCAAAAAAUAUCUUCAUUUCCUUAAAAUUUUAGACUGAUAUUAUUUGUUAUUAUUUUCUUCUUUUUUUUAGACACCCCUAUCUGUUUAAAGGACUUGAAGAUUUGCACCUUGAUGAACGUAUUAUGCAAUUCCUCUCCAUUGUCAACACCAUGUUUACACACCACAAAAGGUAAAGUGAAUUGACAUUGCUGAUUAAGAUUAUGAUUUAAAAAUUUUGUUCUUGAAAAAAAAAAGAGACUAAAAUAUUUUAUCAUAAUGUAAGAAAUUAGUAACCUUUAUUUUUUUAAAAAUUGUAUGCUUAACCCAAACAUUUACUAUUUAAUAUUAGGGGCUAUGAAAGCAGACAUUUGUACAGAGCAAGACACUACUCUGUGACACCUCUUGGCCCUCGGUCAGGUCUGAUUCAGUGGGUGGAAGGAGCCACUGCCUUGUUCAGCUUGUACAAAAAAUGGCAACAGCGUGAAGCAUUGGCCCAAGCCCUCAAACCUAUGAACAGUGCAAAUGCUGUUCAACCAGUUAUGCCAAACAUCCCCAGACCAAGUGAAGUUUUCUUUAAUAAACUGACUCCGGCUCUCAAAGAAAAGGUUAGACAUUAUUUCAUUUCAAUUUUUUUGUGGUCCAUUUUUAAUAAUACUGCAGUCUAAUAAGUAAUAAUUAUUUUGGGAGUUAAAAUUUCAGUAUAUAAUCCAGCCUUACCAGUUGAUAAGAUUAUCCUUGAAUUGGCCUGAUCCUUAUAAAAUCAUUCUCCCAUCAACCAACCUUCACCAAACUGUGAAUAUUCUCAGUUAUUUCAAAUGUCUACUUCAGGGUAUUGAUAAUGUUGACAACAGAAAAGAGUGGCCACUGAGUGUGCUUCGUAAAGUUCUAGAUGACCUCAUGGAUGAAACACCAGAUGAUCUGUUGUCCAAGUACGCUCUCUUAAUUAAACAUUUUCAGCAUUUAUAUAUAUCGCCAUUAUCCAAUAUAAGCUUAGAAGAAAUUUAUUUACAUCCUUUCACAUUUAAUUUAUAACUAUGUUAGUAACAUUUUAAUAAAUAUAUUUGUUUCUCUCCAGAGAAAUUUGGUGCUGCAGCUCAGGAGCUGGAGAAUGGUGGCAGGUGACCCAGUCUUAUGCUAGGUCAACUGCUGUCAUGUCCAUGAUUGGGUACAUCAUUGGCUUGGGGGACAGACAUCUAGACAAUGUCUUAGUUGAUCUUGCUACUGGCGAGGUAGGCUGUCAUGCAUUCUGUCAUUCAUUUUGUUCAGGCACAUCACACGGUUCAUUUCUAGAGUUCAGUAGACACUAGCGGUUAAGAUUAUUAAAUUGCCACAUGUUAGGUCUAUCAGUUUCAGAUUGGUAAAAUUACGAUAUGUAAAUAUUAAAGAUCAGACAGUGAAUUGUGUUUAAUAUGAUUAGAAGUAACUCACAAUAAAACCAUUAGAAAGGUUAGACAGGUAAUUAGCAUGCAGCCUAUGCAGCCUAUGUGAAUAUAGUACUGAUUAUGAAGAUCUUUCCAUUUUGUUUAUUAACUCUGCAUUCUCCAUUCACCUAGGUGGUUCACAUUGAUUACAAUGUUUGCUUUGAGAAAGGCAAAGGUUUGAGAGUACCUGAGAGGGUUCCAUUCAGAAUGACGGCCAAUAUAGAGACAGCUCUAGGACUUACUGGAGUUGAAGUGAGUUUAUACUAAUAAAGCUUUAAAUAGCAAUGGAAUCAACUGUUGGUCAAUAUUCUGUUGUAAAUGAUGAAAGUAUAAUUUUAUACAAAAUAAGAAUAUAUAAUGGCUUGAAAGCUAAGACUUCUUUUUCAUCUGACCAGGGCACAUUCAGAGUUUCCUCUGAACAUGUGAUGAAAACGAUGCGAAAAGGGAGAGAGUCUCUUUUGACCCUUCUUGAGGCUUUUGUCUAUGACCCUCUGGUUGAUUGGACCACUGGAGGGGAUGGAGGCUACACAGGGGCAUUCUAUGGAGGAGAAAUGGGUCAAGCUGGUGGUCCAGGAGGGGACAACAGACAGAGCAAACAACAGAUGGAGCGUGACAUUACAACAAGCAUGUUCUCUAUUCGACUCACAGAAAUGGAAUCAGCUUGGGCAAAAAAUAAGUAAGACUUUUUGCAGUUUGUUAACCCAUGAACUGUGGUCGGCCAAAAAAAUCGGCCGGAAUUAUAGCCACUUCCUUUUAUUAAUAAUUAAAUCAUCUUCCGGUUCAAGCUGUUUCGUGGUAAUGUGAAAAUAAAUACUUUUUAAUCCUAGUUUUAUAUCGCUGUUUUUUUUAAAGCUAAAAUGGAUGACGCUAUGGCUGGGCCUUCAGUGCAAGAACUAAUAGAAAUAUGUUUGAAAGCUUUUUAGGAGAGGUUUUAAGUGAUACUGAUGUUGAUUAUAACAUUUUUCAUGACAAUAUCAGUUGAGAUUAUUCUUUUCGUGAAUUUUAUACUAGUCUUAGUGAUAUUGAAGUAGGCCUACUGAGGCUACUGUUAGACUUCGAGCCAGGCCCGGAGGUUGGGCAAGAACUGACUGAAUUUUAGUCACAGAAUCUACAGAUUAUAGUUUAUAACUAAUAAGUUUUAUAGUUAAACAAACCAAAUCAGUUCCUCAGUUCCUUUUUAAAUGUUUACUAGUCAAUAAUAACUAUUUUGCCUGAGAUUUUUUAUUUUGUACUUGGUUUUAGCAGUGGUCCCAAGUUUCUUAUAUAAAUGACCUAAAAUUACUAAAAUUGCUUUCAGAGGUUUAAUUGCAAUCAAAACCUUAGCAAACUAUACAUUUUGAGAAAGAUAAAUGAAUUGGCUACAACAUUUAAAUUUGUGUUUUAAGUGUAUCUAUAAAAAUUAAUGAUGUUAUGAGCACUUGAAUGCAAGACAUUUUGUCGAUUUUUUUUUUCUCAAGAACUCCAAGGUCAAGGAUACUGAGCAAAAAAUUUUUACGGGGUGGGCAAUACAGCCAACUUUAACCCCAUCCAUUUACCUUUCUAAAAAUAUAUACUUAUUGGGGUAUUGUAUCAAUGUUUCUAUGUCAUUUAAUGCAAUUUCAAAUGGCACUCAAAACGCUCUGAAAAGCUCCACACCACAGAAUAAUGCAUGCCACAGUUCGUGGGUUAAAUACCUUGGAAAUUGUUUUUGUAUUUUUGUCACUUUUGUAUUUAUAUAAAAUUGCUAAUGUGUUUAGGAAAUCACCACCAUAUAAUGUUCUAUUUAUCUUCCGCAAUUUUUGGCUUGCUUAAAUUUUGUAUACCUUACAUACUGCUAAUUGUAUUGAGGCUGAAAUAAGAGAAAUUCUUAUGAUGGUAUUCUCAGGUCUGACUUGCUUUCGAGUCUGCCAGUUUUGGCAUCAGGUGUCCAGGAUUGGAUGAAAACCUCUGACAAACUGGAGGAGGCAGCAGCAGGCAUGGAGGGCCUUCAUGUUAUUCAGCAGACUUUGUUGGAUGCCCAGAGUGAGCCUCAUCACACCAUUUCUACACUUUCCGACAGGUGAGCUCUUACUGGGACAGUUUACAUUGAUUUUAUUUAAUGUUUGUUUUGGGUAUGACCACUUUGAAAAAAAUGAAUGAUUUUUGGCGGAGAAAAGAGUGUAGAUUGGUUCUGCUUUCAUAUCAUCGGUCAGUGGCUCAGCUUACUGGAAUUGAGCUUAGACACAACAAAUGGGAUUUUUGAACCAACAUGAAUUGAAAACACCUUACAUACCCUAUAGUCUGCAUACACUUACAUUAGUUUUGUUUGCUGUGUGAUUGUCAAUUUGAAAUAGGACUUUACUCCCUUUGCCUUAAACUUCCCCAACUCAUUGACAUAUACAGUUGUGGCUUUUUCAAAAGUUUGUGGAAAUCCUAUUGUACAACCCCUGGAAGUUUUACUGGGCAUACAUUAUUGUUGUAGAUUAAGAGAAAUGUUUUAGCAAUGCAUAAUAUUUACCUUGGGGUUCAACAAUGACUUUUUCUUCUUCCAGAUAUUCAGAUUACAUGGUUCUCAAAGCAACCCAAGAUCAAGUCAUGGCAUCUGUUGGUGACAAAAUCAAUGAAUACAGCAACUUGCACAAGAUACAUCUUGUAAGUUCAUGAGUGACUGAAUAUUAAAUCUGAUGGUUAGCUCAUUGGUUGAUCAGUCAUAAGUUAAAUUAACUCUUUGACUCCCACAUUUUCUUAAAGCUAAAUCCGGUGAGUAGUGUACAAUAUUAGACCAUGAGAUCAGUGGAAAUUAAAUUGAAUCUAGUUGUUUUAAAGUUGCUUGGAAAUUACUUACUCAUUUCCAGACAAAUAUUUUGUGGACAACGUUACAGGCAAGAAUAGAAUAUAAAAAUAAUUCAUAAGUCAUCAAAUUAUUAUACUUUAAUUACAAAAAUUUGUCAACCAAUUGAACAAAUAUUUUCCGCACAGUUUGUAAAUUCAGUUUAAAAUUUGAUCAAAAUUGAUUUUAAAAUAACAAAUAUACACAUGCUAGCAAACUAUAAAGCGUCAUUAAAAUUCAGAGCAAAUUUACCAUGACAACAAUCUUAUUAUAUUUUCAAGUCCAUUGGUAUUAUUCGUUGAACUCCUAUUCCAAGCACAUAUGAUGUAAACCUAGAGCUGUGGGAUAACUGAUAUGUGAUAUAUUUCAGAUGUCUCUAGAAAAACUUCAAAGUUCAUCUUUCCAAGCCAUGUGUGCAGACGUCUCUUCUCCUCUUGAUCUGGGCCCACCUAGCUUUGCUGCAGCAUCGUCUUUCUUACAAAGUGCCGGACAGUCACAAAUCAUAUCACAGGUGAGUUUCCGUGUCUGACUUAAUCAGGUUUUGUACAGUUGUCAUGGAUUUCUGGAGAUGAAGAAAGAACACAGAGCACGUAUAUUUGAAAUAUAACAGACCUUAAAAUGUAUUGAUGUAAUAAAAUAAUGUGGCUCAAGUUAAUUUGGAAUAAGUGUAUUGCCAGACAAGAAUUACAUAUCAUGGUUUAUUCAUUAACCCUUUACAGUCCAAACCUAUUCAGCCUUGUCUCCUCCCAGCGCCCAAGCAAAGGGACAUAACCCCAUUUUAAAUGAAGGUUCUUUAUCUAAUUAAUUUACAGAAAAUAAACUACAAGCAACAAAAAUAAAAUAAAAAAUACCUAAAUACAAAGAAAUGAUUAAAUCAAAAGUUAAACCUAAAAAUAGUUUCAGAGACCCUCCCACUCAUGAAAUAGUGUAGCUUCAUUAGGCCUAAGUUCUUUCAAAAGUGUAUCCAAGGCUUAGAUAGCCAAUUUUUACAGCGAAAAAAUCGCGACUUUUAAAAAAAAUCACAGAAAAUCAGCCCCUAAGCACACCGCGGUCAAACCAGUAUCAAAAUAAAUGCCGACAACGAGGCUUUCUUCCGGUAGAACUAUAAAUAGUAAUGCGCAAUGGAUUUCCGCUGUGCUAAGAACGAAAGUAAACAACCUCGUGACGGGCGGGUUUGGCCGCAUCGGACUGUACGCUUAAGGAAAAAAUCGGCGCAUUUCGGGCGCAUCGGACUGUAAAGGGUUAAGGAACAAAGGCAGAAAAUAUAUUAAUUUAACUCAACAAGUUUAAUUUUUUAAAUGAAUUUUUUCCCCCCAGAUUUCAUGAUUCAAUCUACUCUAAACUUGACAAGCAUGUUUUUAAAGUCUUUUAAUUCAAAAUUGUAAAAGAAAUUCACUAUUUCAUAAUUCUGUUUCACAGUGUGAGCAGUUGGAAACUGAAAUGUUCACAUUACUGGACCAGAAAAGAGCUCUCCUUCACAAUGUGGUGAAAAUUCUACAUACUUACAAUACUGUUAUAUCACAGGUAUGUCAACUAAUGUUUUAAUUUGUAUGCGAUAAGAUAAGUAAUUUAUUCUUAAAUUAAAAUUAUCCAAAUAUGAGGAAAUCAAAAUAUUAUAGUGGUCUUAAAAUACUUGUAUAAAUUGUUUCCCCUUUUCUCAGUUUGGUUCUGCGUUUGCCGAGGACAAUCGAACAUUCAGAUUUUUAGGAUGGCUUCAGGAGCUUAUCGGUGAUUUCACAUCAAACAAGUCAGUUUAAUUGCUUGAUAUUUCUCUUUGUUACUGCAGUAUAUUAAUUUUAAUCAAACAAACAAAAAAUGAAUAUUCAAAACGUUUUUUGGGUCAGAUUACUAAUAUAAUCCAAUUUAAAUUAUGCAACAAUUCUUAGGUGUGAAGAGAUUAUGUCUCAUCACCAUGACCUGUACAGCCCCAGCCCAGCUUCUCAGAUCAGCAAGGCCCAGAAUGUCUUUAACGUUGAAUCCAAGCUUCAAAAUCUGUUGACAGACACUAAUGCCAAGCUCAUUAAAGUAAUCAACUUUUCGUUUUAUGUUGUUUUUUUUCGUUUCAUUCAGUGGUCUGAUAUUGUCAUAUUUUUAAUUCAUUUAUUGGUUAAAAUUUAUUUUACAUCUUGUAUGCUUCUUUAAUUGAAUGAAAAUUUCCUUCCCCCCAGCUGAUGGAUCGUAGAGCUCAAGAAGCUAAUGAAACAAUAACUCUAGAAGGACAAAUUCAAGAGGCUGAUGAAACUAUUAGAAUCUUUGUCCAUGGUAAGAUUUGAAUGUUGAUCCAACUCAGCUACCGUAGAAAUAAUAAAACUACUAAACUAUGCUUUAGUGACAGUUAUUUUAUUUUGUGGUUUUUAACUGUAUGAGAGUACAAACGAAGCCAAAUUAUCAGUGGGAUUAGAAUGAUUCAUGAAAAUUCAUUCUAACUUCGGCGUGACAAUUUUUAAAUCUUUAAAAUAAGUGUUUCAGUUGUAAAGUCAUCAUAAAGUUACUACAUUAUCUCUACAUUAAGAAAGAGGUGAAAUUCUAACCGAUAGGUUUUCUAAUGUUGUAUGCUAGGAUAUUUAAAAUGAAUGGAAUGGACACUCAUGCAUAUAUAUUUUUUGACACUCAUGCACAUAUAUAUAUUUAAUGACAAAAGAAAAUGGCUUGGAAGGAGAAAGAAGUUUGAUGUCUGUAAUUGUAUCAGCUCUAUACACUCUCAACAAAAGAUAUCUGCUUAUGGAGGGAGCUGCAGCAGGUAAAUAAUUCUGUUGUUUACAUUUAGUUGAAUUUCUUCUUGUUCUAUAUAUUAAGGGCCCUUGAUCAAUUUAUUGAUCAUUUAGGCUCCUAUUUAGAUGGAACAGAAAACCUGUUCAAUCUUAGACAGAAUUUUUGUGGACAUAUUUGGACAUAUAUCUCUCUCUCUUAAAUAUUAAACUUAAAAAUGAUAAUAUGAAAUAUAGCACACUUUCUUACUACAUCACAGUCAACCUGAAUGCAAUCCUCCCCAUAUUACACACAUAUUAUAAUACUAUUAUUAAGAGUUAAUUCAAAAUCCAUUUGACAAAUUGACAUCAUCCUUUUAAAGUAAAAUUGUCUGCAUUUGUAUAACACUAGGCAUUUUAUUUUAUAUUUAGGUGCUGGAGAUAGAUUGAUGGAUCUGACCUCCCGUGAUGGAGACUGGUUCCUAGAUGAGCUGUGCAGUAUGAGUGGCAAUGUUAACCAUUUCUUGGAAACUCUCAAUCAGUAUACACAGGUCAGUUGCUCAGUAGAUCAUGUUGUUAUUAAGUUGCUGUUUUUGUGAAUUAGUGUAACAAGCUUUAGUGGAGGGAGAUUACCACAAUCCUUUAUCUUUGAGGGAAAUAAGUUAUUUUAACUGUUAAAAACGAUUGUUUAAUAACACUAAGCAAAAAUAAUUUAACACCUCAUUUAUUGUUGCCGGUUUAAUUUAGUAUUUUGUUUUUCAUUCAAUUAUUUCUAUCCAUUAGAUUACUAAGGUUAAAACUUUUUUUUUUUUAAUUAAUUUUUUUUUAAAAAUGCAUAACAAUAAAAAUCCACUAUGUUUUAUCAGGGUUUUCUUUGUCUCCAGAUUUGUGACCUGGCCCAUGUAAAGAAUCUACAGCACAGUCUGCGAGCAACCCAUAAUGUGUACAUAGCUUUACAGGUUGGUUCUUUGUGGAAAUGUAAGCUGAAAUAUUUUAAUUAUAUUUUACAUUUGAAUUUUGAUUGUUGACUGUAAAUUAAAUCAUUAAAGUAAAUGUUAAUUUGUUUUGUUUCUUUCAGGACUUGAAUAUGAAUUUUAGAUCCAUCAUUCUACCUGAAACAAUGAAGCUGACACAAUCUCAAGAUGAGCACUUCCUCAACAUCCUUUCCCAGCUAGAAAAUUUGAUUCAGCAAAGUAGGAUGCCCCUUGAUGCCCUGGUUGCACAAGUAGAGAUUAUGCAUCGCAAUGCUAUCAUGGGAAUUGAGGUACAAAAUUUUAUCAUAUUAUUAUAUUAUUAUCAUAUAUAGUUUUUUUUUCCGUAUUCUGCUGUUAUAUAACAUUAUUUCUUAAUAGAUUUUAAAAUCUGUAUUUAUCCAUAGUUUAUGCCAACCCCAAGGGCAUUCAAUUACUUAAAUUUUGUAUCCUAUGCCUCCACAUAUGGAAAGAUCAAAUUAGUUCGGAAUUACAGACUCUUUUGUAACAUUUAAGAUUUGUUUGCUUAGUAUAUGUUAAUACCAGAUUUUUUGGUACUAGCACCCCUUAAAUUUUGUUUAGUCAAACAUAAGGGGGCCUUGUUCUUGUUUUCAACUAAGGCUGUGGUUCUCAACCUUCCUAAUGCCGCGACCCUUUAAUACAGUUCCUCAUGUUGUGGCGACUCCCAAAUACAAUUUUAUUUUCGUUGCUACUUCAUAACUGUAAAAGUGUGAUUUACAAUGGUCUUAAGCGACCCUUGUGAAAGGGUCUUUCGACCCCCCCAAAUGGGUCACGACCCACAGGUUGAGAACCGCAGAACUAAAGCAUCAUACAAAUAAUUUGCAUGUAUUUAAAAUCAGGACAAAAAGCCAGAGGUGUACAUGGAAAUCAAACGCCUGCAGCAGGAGUUUAUGAACUUGUUACAAAAAGGCUGUAACAGCAGCUCAGUCAAACAGUAUUCUGAUCAACUGACUUCUGGCCAAAUGUUGUUGAUGGGUUUUAACGGACUGUUUACUAGGCUUGAGGCAGACUUUGCCGAGCUGUUGGAUAGCAUGGAGUCACUAGAAGUGCCUGCAGUUUGGAAGAAGGUGGACACAGUCCGUGAGGCCAAGUCCAUGCAGGUGUGAAGUUACUUUGAUUCUCUACACAUUUGUUACGUAAAUCAUAUCUGUUGAUACUGAAUAAUAAUUAAUACAAUGAUAAGCACAACUGAAAAAUGGUGUGGUUCAGGGGAAAUCUUUUAAAAUGUAUAUGUGAUUAGAUUUAUUUUUAAGUCAACGUUUGAUUCUAAGUUUGGUUAAAAAAUAUUUCUUGAAUACAAUUCACUACUACAAUAAACAUUGUUUGCUGAAGAAGACUUCUUAGGGACAUGUUUGUUUUGUUCAAUCCUUUUUUUUCAGGUUUUCCCAUACUUUUUUUUUGUGCUCAUUUCCUAGAAUACACAAAAAAAGAUAAAUGGAUAAGUUACAUUUCAUGAUUUGAUUUUUUUGUUUUUCAAUUUAUCUAUAAUUUCUGCUAUAAACUCUUUUCAGUUAAAUUUCAAUAUGUAUUGAAUCACAUACCUUCUUUUGGAGACACUUAGUCUAGCUGACUUAUUUUUAAGAUAAAUGUACGGAAGUUGAGCGCUGGCUAUGAAAAAAAUAUUUUUUCUAAAUAAAUAAUAUAAAUAAAUAAAAAUGUUCAACCAUUCAUUAUUUGUUUUAUCUAGUUGUCCAACUUCAGUUCCACCACAAGACCCCUCCUGGUUAAUAUUUUCUUCUUGAAGCGAUUGCAAGCCAUGCAAGAUUUCUUUUACAUGACUACUCAGUUUGCAGAGGCACUACAAGGUAUAAAAUUACACUACUUAAAAUUGUAUGGUUUUUAUGACAUGUACUCUUUAACUGUGUGACAUGGAACUUGAAAACUAAAAUUUGAUUUCAAUGUUUCGCUUCCCUGAAGGUGUCAGUGGUGGAAUCACAUAUGAUGAGGAACAGAUGACAAAACCUGUGAAACGGUUUAUUGCUGAUUUUGUGAGAAAACAGGUUAGUAACAUCCUGUAUUUAUUUUAUGCUCAGUAUUACUUUAUUAUUCUAACUUACCUUUAUCUAUUAGUAAUUUUAUUGUUGGUAAACUUCACUUCCAGAUUUGUGUGCUUGUGUUUUAUUCAAUCACUAUUAUCCUUGGUUGCUGACAGGUUCUAGGUUUCCCCUCACAAGUGUUGGGCUACAUAAUUUGUGUGUUCCUUGGAGAGCUGGGUGUCAAUGUGAAAGCUGAGAUAGAGCUGAAAGAUAUUGGUGCUGAACUGAAGGUUCCCCUUGACCUGCUCUGUAAGAAAGGCAUGGAAACCUGUCUGACCAGUGGGCAGUUCCAGCACAGGCACCUGACUCAAGUCACUGCCCUCACCAGCAGCCUGGACACAGCGUGGAGGAAGCUUGACCUGGCCAAGUAUGUUUUCAAAACAAGCUUUUUUUUUUAGAUCUUCAUGGAGAAACAUCACAUAUUAAUUGAGCUAAAUCUCUUAAUAUGCAAAUAGCAAUAUAACAUUUAUUGAAAGACUUUUCUAAAUCUCCAUAGAGUUAGCAUACAAAUUUAACAAUGCAAUAAAAGCAUAAUAUAGUAAGAUAUUGAUUUUCAAAUUUGCAUGAAUGGCUUCCACAAUUUUGUUAUGUGUGUAGCAAUUGUAAAUAUUUAACAGAAGCCAGCGUGAUUUUAUAGGUACAUGUAUUAAAGUACUAUUAAACUAUAUUACAUAUAAGCUAAAUUUUCUUGUUGUAAUGUCUGAAUUGAAUUGGUGAAAUCAAACACUGCAAUAUACAAAUCAUAAUGCAGAAAAGCAACUGACUUCCUCUUUUUAUUUGCAGACGCCUUGAUGCACACAUUGUCCUGAUGAAGGGUCAAGUCCAGAGAUGCCAGCCACAACUUGCACGCUUUCAGUGGCUCCAUGAAGACCUCUUCAUUCAAGCUGGUAGACAGCAUUCACAGAUGGUUCAUCCAGGAAGGGCUGCUGUCAUGUCAGAAAUGAAAAAAGUAACCUACUUAAAAUAAAGGAAACCAAUCACCAAAAUUACACUAUGUAAAAUAAGCAUAUUUUAAACACAAAAAUACAGAUCUAAUCUGUAUACUUGUCCUUUUUUUAUGUUGACAAUGAUACAUUUUUACUUGUAAUGGGAAGAUAUUAUACAUUGAUAUGAUGGGAUAUUAAUAAGGCAUUUCAUUAUUGCCUGUUUAGAAAUGAUCAAUAAAUUGAAUGUGGCCCCUUAAUAUAUAGAAGAAGAAGAAAUAUUAUAGCUUUAAGUUUUUUUUCAAUUUUAAUCUACAAAUAAAAAAUGUCACACACAUUUAUAUGAUGCAUAACAUUCAAUAGUUGUUAAAUAUACAUCAAACUAAUAAAGUUUAUCUUUCUCCCAUAUAGACAGCACAAGCUCUUAUCUCCCAGGAGUCCCUAAUCACCUCUUGCCUUGAACGCUAUGGUCAAAUGGAGGCCAGCAUUAGCCAGAGACUGCGAUGGGCCGCUGGAGCAAACCCUUCACUUAACAAUGUACUCGGCAACUUUGAGAAAGCUGCCAUUUACAGGAAAAAAUUCAUUGAGGUUAGCAUUCUUACGUAUUCAAAUGACAUUUUGUCCCAGCCUUUGUUUUUUUGUUUCUAGACUAGAGGUGUCAAAAAGAAUGUAAUUGGUAUAUGCCAGGGUCAGCUUUUUAAAAUUCUUUGCUUGAAAAUUCUCUGUGCUUGUUCUCGUCUUAACUUCGUUGCAUUUAAUGCAUUGGCUCAGUGCCACAUUCAGUUAUGUUAGUAUAUAAUGAUUUUGAGAUGAUAUAAAGUAGGAUAUUUUUAUUUUUAUUGGUGGCCUGGUAUAAUCUGUUGUUUAGUUUAAUGGUCUACACUCCAGUUUGAUUUUUGACACCCCUGUCCUAGACAUAAAAUGUGCACCUAAUCAUAAAAUUCAAACAUUUAUUUUGGUAGUUUCACCUUUAAAUCAAGCUAAGUAGGCUUAUUAAUAUUAUAAUAUUUUAGCAAAUAAUAAUAUUUAUUGACACUUUGAUAUUAUUUACUUUUUAAACAAAAAUACUUUUAGAAUUUUAAUAAAAUAAAUGCCAUCAAAACAAACCAUAAAUAACAUUUGAUUUGAAGCACACAAUAAUAAUUCAUGAUGUUUUAAUUUUACUUUUUUUCCUCCUCUGAUUCAGGAAGAAAAUAAAAGAGUUUCAGAUUGUAGCAUUCUCUGUAAUGGUAUUCUGCACUUAGAAACCUUAAGAACACAAACACAUGAAGCAUCAUCCGCUGAUACAGCCUUCUGUCAGCUCCUCAACAAGUAAGCGUAUUUAUUUAAUCUUUUGUUCCAAAAUGUCACUUCACUGAAAGUUGAUAUGAGGUCAGAGAAUAAAAUACAAUCCGCAUAAACUUAUUGUGUCAUUGCCUGUAAUGGUUAGUGAAGAAUGGCUGAUAUAUUUUUUAUAAUGUUUUAUCCAACAGAUGCUCAGAAUGCUGCAUGAUGCUUGAGUCAACCAGUAGCUCUGUCAGUGAACUGGAGCUGAAUAUUAUCAACAUCCAGGUUGGUGACUACUCUUUUCAUUUUCUUGUGAUGAAACAAAAGCUCUAAUUUUAUUCCAUAAUAACUUCUCAAUUGUCUUCACUGUUAAGGAAAUCUUGAAUUAAUCCCAAACUCAAAACAGCUAUUUUUCAAUUAUUUUGCUCUUGAAAAAAACCAACAAAAAAAAUCAACAAAACUAACAACUUAAACUUACACCUGGCUAGGGACUGUGAUUUUUGAAAAGUGCCCACUAUUGCUAGCAGUGCAGAUUGAACUUCUAUUAUCUUACAAUGGGCCUCUAUAUCUAUUGUAGCCUCUAAAUGAAUUUGAGAAAUCUGACUUAAACUGGAUCAAAAGAGCCAUAGAAGCUGUGGACAAGACUGUGACUGAAUCAAAGAAGAGAAUGGAGCAGAUUGCCAUCAGCCUUAUAGAAUGCCAGGUGGGUAGUACAUUCUGGAUGUCUAGAAUCAAAUUACAAGAUAUGUAAUUCUUAUUUAAUAAACUUUAUUUCUGAAACUGGUGGCAAGCUCUCAAGUCAGUUUUAAAUGUUUGAUUGAUCUAAAUAAAUAUAAUGACAUCUUGCAUCUUAGUUGACUACUUAUCUAGUCACAUUUAUUUUUUGUAAAUAAACUUGAGUGAUGUUCAAACGUUUAAUCCUAAAACUGUUUAUUACAGAGAGGAAUCAAAGACACUGUGGCUUUGAUCAAGGUGCAUUUGUCCAGCCAUCACAAACUGAUGUCAGACAUCAGAUCUAUUCUCAAGACUCUUGCCAAGGUAUGAAUUUCUAAAUAAGAUUGCAGUCAAAUCAAAGUUAAAAAGUUGCUGCCUUAAGUUGUUUGAAUCCAAACAAUUCCUCUUGCUAAAUUAGUUAAAAAAUUAAAAUAAACUAGAUAUAGCUCGCCAAACAUUGGCGACAGCAAUGCGUGAACUUCCCAUCUAGUAAAGUUACUUGACAAAACAUGAACCCAAGUAACGCACAUUUAAGAAUCCCAAUAUUUGCCACACCCCUUCCCCCAUGAUAUGUCACUGCACACUUUUUAUUUCACGCCCAUGAACAAUAUUAAUAUUCUCAUGUCCCAACCCGUUUUAAACCGAACAUUUUUUAGACAAUACUUAAAUUGAGACGAUUUCAUUUCCGAAAAGAAAAUAUUACGCACCAAACGCUAUUGCGUUAUUAAAAAUAGAUAAAUAUCAUUUAGAGUAGUUAUCGGGAAUUUAACUAGUAAACUCAUUAUUUAACCACACUCUGGCGUAUCUAUAUAUAGCCUGCGUGGUGGUGGUUUUUAACCUUUGCUGGCGAAUUAUGUAUAUAGAUGUAGCAAUCACCUGUUAUAUAUUAGUGAUUAUUGUUAUUGCCAGACAGACCAAGGAGUGUUCACAAAAACUGCAAUAUACCUUCACAAUAGUAAUAGUUUCCAUGUUUUAUUGUAUUUGGUUUGAUAAAUCUGUGAAAAUGGCUAUUACCGUUGAUAACCCUCAAUUUUCAUGGAUUUUUAUAUAAACAGUUUUAAUGUUAAAUAUCUUAGAAUACUUUAUUGGAAACUAGACAUUUUUCCAUUCUAUGCUUUAUUCUUUUAGCUUGAGGAACAGGACUUUGGGGAAGAGGUGAAGCCAGGUAGUAUCAGAGCCUACCUCGCCCAGUACAAGAUUUUCUCUGAAAAGAUUACAGCCAUUCUCAAAACUGUGGUGAGUGAGAUGACCACUAGGGAUGAGAUGGCUCAGAGUGUGCAGGACAUGGAGGCCUUGAAAUCUCAACUGGAUGUGUAAGUACAGGUCCAUUUGGUUUUAUCUUAACAUUACUUUGCAUUUACUCGGUCAUGGAGAUCGAGAUAACCGACGUAAAGUGGCAAUUUGGUCCCCUUUUGUGCUCGAGAUAUUAAGGUUCAGAAGAGAUAUUAGGGUUCAGCGACAUAAUAGAAUCGAUAUAACCGAUGAGAAAAUGCUAAGACAAAGAGAGAAUUUGGUGAGUUAACCGAGGUCGAGAUGAGUGGGUUUGACUGUAAUUACAAUGUAGAUGUACCUAAUGCAAUGCCAUGAAUGAAACUGUAAGUUCCUAUCUGUGAUAUUUCUUGACCAGGGUUUAUGACAGCUUGUCUGAGUUUGCUCCUUCCAUCAUGACAACCAGCAUGGUGAUGGCAACAGAGCAGAAUGACCCCGUUUCUAGCGAGCUAGACAACAAGAAGAUCUUUGACCCAGCAUUGAGGGCAGUGCUCCACUCUAAGGACAGGAGCUCUCCACCCCUUCUCAAUCAGAACAGCCCGGCUGGGCAGUCAACUGCUGUUGUCAAGCCACAAGGUUUGGCCUUGAACACUAUAACCAGACUUUAAUAAUGUUUUUUUAUAGUGCUUUUGAAGUAGCCCUUUGCAGUCCUUUUUUUUGCCUUUUACUUGUUUUUUUAAUUUACCAUUUUUAUGUGUCAAAUUUUGACUUUCCCCCCCUCAAAUAACAUUAUUUGAUCAUUCAAACUGUUGAUUCCCAUUGUCAUUCAUCUAAAAAAUUGUAAUCUCCUCUGUUUUGGGUACUUCAGUAUCUACUUUACCUAAGAGGUUCUCUUUUUUUGUUUAGAAAACCUGGAAUAGUGAGGGGGUUUGUAGUAUUAUAAAAUAAUUUUUCAGCCUAUACCUGAAAACCCUUUUUAUAAUUGGAUAUCAAUUCCUUCAUUUAAAGGAAAGAAAGAAAAAGAAAGAGUGUCCAGGGAUCCUAAGACUGGAAAAGGUAAUACUCAUAAUUUUAACAAAACAUAGCUUAGUCAACUAGUUACUUUGAAAUAUGUUCUUAAAUCAUUCACAUGAAUGCUGGCAAGGUGAGUUAAUGGUUCCUAACAUGUUAAUGAUCAUUGACUCUAAAAGGAAGUCUUGAUAAUCCAACAAAAUAAAUUUAUCUGUUAACAAAAAGAGACAGUUCUCCUGGUCUCAAGGACUUUCCAAAACAACAUGUGCAAUGCAAUCAAACAAAUUUCCAUUUAUUUGGAUUAAUAAAAGCAUCUUAACUUAUCUAUUCAAGAGUGAGAAAAAGAAAUUUUUCUCCCAGUCUUAUGUUAUAUUCAGAAAUGUAAGUCUUUUGCCGAUUCUGUGUAAAAAAUAUUGAUUGUGUUUGCAGCUGUUCAAGAAAGGAAUUCCUAUGCUGUAGGAGUUUGGAGGAGGGUUAAAAUGAAACUUGAAGGGAGAGAUCCUGACCCUAAUAAAAGGAUGAGUGUUGCAGAACAGGUAGAAACUUCAGUUCUUUUUAUCAUUUUGAUUUAAGAGACACAUUUUAAACAGUUAAAUCACAACAUGUUACCUAAUAAAAUGAGUAAAACAGAGUAUGGUUAAACCUGAAAAAUUAAACGUAACAAAACAGCGAACGUGUCGGCAGAAAGCCUUCGUCAGCGAACAAAACAACAGAAAAAACGUUAAGAAAUAGCACUUAGCUGGUAAGUAGUAUCUGUGGGCAGCAAUAGAAGUGUGGCAGAAGGAAACUGAGUGAGAGUUUAAAUAAGCAGCGGCGAAAAAAGGGGGGAGAAAAAAGUUCACUGUGAUAGGUCAGAACGUGGAGGGGCGGAGCUAGGGUCAAGCUGUGAACAGAGACAUAACAUUAAUCCCAUCUGGCGUCAAGGUGCCGUAAGUCAGGAUAAGUCUGUGUUCCAAAUUGACCCGGCUGGCGGUGUUAGUGCUGGCCACAAUCGCACUUAUUGAAAAGUCCGCCUUGCCCCGGUGGUCGCUACUAUUGAAGUUACAUGUUACCUGUGGGUUUGUUUCUCCAUUAACUCCAUUUAUUUCAAGUCUAAAUAUUUCAGGCAUGAAUAUUUCGCGUAUUAGGGAUUUUCUGAUGAAGUUGCAAUGACCUUUAUAAUUUUAACAUACACAUUUAUUUCAGUACAUGUCUGCCUUUGUUAAUGGACAUUAAACAACCCCUAAAAAGCAUUUUUAUGUAAUGGUGAUGGCUAUAGUUCUUAAGCAAUCAUUGCAUCAUAUUUCCUUCAUCUUCCCCUUGAAAAACUGGUGGGGUGGGGGCUGAAAAAAUUUGAUACAUGUGUUCUCAUCGGCAUAGAUGCUGUUAUCAGGAACUUUGUAAAGUCAGUGGCUUAGGAAGCAUUAAAACAGAUUUUAUGAGUGCCGGGUUGAGGCUGAAAAUUUGUUAUUAUCGGCAAUGAGUCUAUGUGCCAAUUUUCAGCUCAAAAGAAUGACGGGAAGUUGGUCGAUUUGCCUUCCCAAUAUUUUGCCACAAACACAGAAAGAAAGAAAGAAAGAAGGAAAGAAAGACAUGUACAAAAGCAAAGUUAAUAUAAAGUAUUUAAAAAUGGAUGCAUUCAGCUGCUUUAAUUAUUUUACAAUCGCCAAAAACAAUAUGGACAAUUUGUUACUGCCAGCAGGCCAGAUGAAUUUGGGAAGUUUUUUUUUUUUUAGUUUGAUGUCUAGCAAGGUAUGAACAAGGGAGAAUCGUCAGCUUAUCAAUGUGAGAAUUGGAACAGGAUAGUUCAGUCCCUCAAUGCCCCUUCUAGAGAAAGAAAAUAUUUUGUGUAAAUUAAAUCCUUUAACUGAUAAGAAAUAUUUGUAUUGAUAUUGAGCGCUUGACUUUUUGUUCCCUGAGAGCAGGGAAUGUCGAACCUUUUUGAGUGAAGAGCCAUUUUUAUAAAUAUUAUUUGUUAAGAAAAUAAUUUAGGAGAUGCAGGCUGGGGCGAAUUGUUUAAAUGGCAUUUAUAGACUAUAUAAAAAGAGCUGUAUCUAUUCAUUCAAUGAGCCACCAUCAGCUCUGGAGCCACAGGUUGCUGCUGACCACUGCCCUUCUUAAUAAAAUGCUGCAAUUAAAAUAAAAAAAUCAAGUGACACCCAUGUUUUUGUCAGUGUAAUGAAUGAUUUUUAUCUAGUGAAUGUAUUGAAUGAUCUGAUAACUUUCCUUUCUUACCUUGUAAUAAAUAACUAUUUCAGGUGGACUACAUCAUCAAAGAGGCCAAGAACCCAGAUAACUUGGCUGUACUGUAUGAAGGUUGGACACCUUGGGUAUGAGCCUCAAAAAGAAGGGAAAAAAAGCCAGCAAGUGGCAUUAUAAUGCAUGAGUCAAAAUUCGACAGCAGAAGACAGGGGAAAGCACCCUUUGUCCUUCAGCUUACAGAUGAUGGGAGAGUUACGUGGCCUUGACCCCCCCAGUGAUACAGAAAACCUGUGAGGCCAGCAAGAUAGGGAGUUGCAGUGCACUUAUAUGCUUGUCACACAAAUAAGAAGCCGACCAGGGAUGCGCUCUGGGCCAGGGAGUGGAAAUAGUGGGAAUAGGCUCUGUCUUUGGAUGUUUGAACAUCACUAGUUUUGUUAAGGGGAGAAAGCCAGAGCAUUAGACAUAGAAGAUUUAAAAAGUGAUCAAAAUGCCUCUAAGCAGAAACACUCUGGGCCUGUCCGAUAGGUCCGAAACAAAGAGUGGCUUUGGGGAGUAUUGUCACUUUAAGUCUCCUUGGGAUCUUGUCUCUUUUUUCCGAAAUCACCUUGUGGACACAUGCUCUCGCAUGUGAGAGAUAUAAGAAUGAUUUCAAUACAUGAGGUGUAAUAAUGUUUCAGUAACAGUCUUCAGACAUAUGGGUCCUGCACAGUGAUGUGGACCAACAGAAUACUUGGAUCCUCUUUAUUUUUUUUUAUUUUUGUUUUCCAAAUCAAUUUUUUUUUAAAUUUCAAAUUUUGUGAAUGUUUCCAUAUUCCGACAUUACGUACCAUUUAUCAAUUGUAGCUGACUAUCAGAAUAAAGUAAAAAUAGAAACUCCUUUAUAUUAAAACCUGUAAAAGUGUUUAGUGAAUGGACAAUAGGAACAAAGUUACGUAAGACUUUCAGGAAUGAAAGAUAGAAAAAUGAUAUGCAGUCUAAAGUGAAACCCAUUACAGAUUUAGAAAUAGUCAUGUUGUAAUCCAGAGUUUAUUUAUUAUCUUAGAACUCUCGUCAACAUUAACUGGUCUGGUUUUAUCAGUGUUCAGUUAGUUGAAUCUAUCUCUGCAUGUACUUUUUAAUGAAGAAUUUGAGUAAGAUCUCGGCUGAUAAAAACCUUUUGGUAAAGAGCUUUCAUUAUCAGCAUUAAUGCUUUGUUUUCAUUUACUCUAUUUUUUAAUUUUUUAACGUGACUUCCUUACAAAAUAUUUAAAAGACCACCAGGUGUCUUUUGUUAGCCAUCCAUUUUAAAUAAUAUUGAUGGAGUUGAAAGUCAUUUCAGUCAGUGCAACAUAUAGAAAUCAAUCACAUAUUGUUCAAUGAACUAUUUAAGAUGCAUUGUGAGAACCAAUUUCUUUUCCAAUGCCAGGCAACUUGUGUGAACAUUGCAGCUGUGUUGUUAAGUGGUGUCCUAUUACAUUUGUGUGCCAAUGGUGCCAUGCUAAAAAAAAAAACUUCUGUCCAAAGUCUUCUACUAACUUUUAUAUGAAAAUAUUUUUCUCUUUCUUUUAAAAUCAGGUGCUCAUAAAUAUUCUAAUCUCAUUUCUUGAGAUAUGAAAAGUUAGUCACCAACAAAAAUUCUAUGAAUAAACUUGAUUAAAUUCAUUACAGCUGAUUUUUUAAAAAAACAACACUUGUUGAAGUAAAUAACAAAGCGAUGUUUAUUUUCUUUUAUUUAUUAUGUUAAAAAUAGUUUAUAUUUCUUUUCCCAUUGUUCAUUUGAUCUUAAACCACAAUAUUUUGCUUUUUACUAGUGUUCAUUACCAUCACAACUUUAGAUGUUUUGAAUACUGCUAUGUUCCAUCUUAUCAUUAGUGAGUUAUAUUUUGUGUUCAAGAGCCUUUUUUUGUUUAGUUUUUAGCAAUAAUAACUUAGUAAGGCUUGAUUCAGAGGGUAGAAAAUUUAAAAUUUCUUGAAGUUAGGAUAAUAUUCUUAACGAGUUUUUUUUAAGGUUUAACACUUAUUUUAAUUAUUUCAUGGGUUCAGUUUUCUUGUUAAGAAGAGAUUCCUUUUUAUUUCUAGAAUUACAGAAAAUGUAUUCCCUCAACAUUUACAGAACUGUCCCCCAUGCUUGUAUAAGAAUACUAUCAACACUGACUUAUGCCUUUCCUUCUGGGUUGCAGUCUCUUAUAUUUGCAUUGAACCAUUACUGACAAAAAUAUGGCUUAUUUCAGUUAAUUUCUUUCAAAAGCAUUAACUUGAGUGAAUUUUUUUAAAUUAAUUUUUUUGUUUGUUGUUGUUCAGUAUUUGCUUCAUAAAUCUUUAAGGAAAAGACCACGUCAUGUUAAUUUUUUAGUCGCAUUAUUGACUAUAAAUUGUAAUAAGUCAAAUUAUUUAAAAUGGCAAAAAAAAAACAACAACUCUACAACUGCAGGCUGGUGGGGAUAUUGUCUAUUAAUUUCAUAGACCUCUAUUACAUCUGAUGCAGUGGGUUUCAAAGUUAGAUCGUCUUGAGAGUGAGCCAGAUAGUUAAAGCAUUUAAAACAAAAUAUAAUUCAUUAGAUAUGACUACAUGAUCAGUGAUAGCUGAGUUCAAAGAUUGCAGGUAUUCUUGUUUUGUUUUUUUGUUAACAGCUUUUCAUUCUCUGUACCUUUUAAUAUUUUGUGGUAGCUGAGAGAGGGGGGGGGAACAAUUUUGUGAAAAUGUUUCUUACAUAGUAUUUAACAUGCAUUUUUUUUAAAAAAAUGAACUUAAUCAGCUAAAUAUAUUUAAAAACAAACAUUAAGAAAAAAUUAUUUUUGGAAAAAAUUACAAAAAAAAAAAAAAAAAAAAAAAAGAAAUAUUAUUAGGUGAAAUCAAUUUUUUCAUAAAGUAAAAACUUUUGCACCAUCCUCAUUUACAUAUUUAAAUAUUCUACUUAAAGUGCUAUUUGCUUAACUAAAAUGUGUGUGGAAUAUUCAUGCAGUUUCCAUGUGUGUGGAAAAUUCAUGUACUUUCCUUCAAAUUCAGGGUCCUGCCAUUUUGUUAAGUCAAAUUAUAUAUAAAUUGUAUUUGAAUGUUAAAAUCAUGCUAGUAUAAGCUUGUUCCUUUUAUUUUGUUUCUUUUUGUUCUUCAAUGUUUUCUUGGUAUAAUAAUGCCUAUUGUAAGCCAAUGUUUUCUUGUAGAUUGGUAGCGUUUAACGUAUUUAUGUGACUCCUGAGUUGUCCAGUGCCCGUAUUUAUGUGACACCUGAGUUGUCCAGUGCCCUCGUUCCAUUUCUUGUCCCGUAGCCUAACACUAGGAAGCUUACCCUACCCUACCUCUUACUGUAUGCAAGUAGACAUCAACAGUUAACAUUAUGCAUAGCCUACAUCAAUAUAAAUAUUAGCUUAUAAAGUAGGGAGAGGUUAUUCUCUCAAAUGUGUGAUGUACUUGAGUUGUGUUUGGUUAUUAGUUGUUUGUUUUUUUCUUUUCAUGCUUAUUAUUAAUAGUUGCUUUUUGUGUGAAUUCUUUUAUCAUACUUUUCAUUAUAUUAUAAUCUUGACCACUGAAGUUGAGAAGGUUAAGGCCAUAUUUUUGCAUGAUUAAUUUAUUAAAAGAUACAAAAUUACUCUAUCUUUAAAUCUCAGAUGAUGAAUCAGCAAAACCUUUACUUCAAACAAAAGGAAUAAAUAUCUGACUUGAUUUUCUUUAGUUUCUUUAAAAUUUAUCUUAUUUUUGUUAAACUUAAAAGUAUCUUAAUA